Molecule: messenger RNA, 45153 nt
Organism: Xyrichtys novacula (pearly razorfish)
Lineage: Eukaryota; Metazoa; Chordata; Actinopteri; Labriformes; Labridae
Source: the annotation of a GenBank genome assembly
AGAGAAAAGGGACAUGUUAGAAGCUCGCAGGGCCGCGGAACAGCACGUACAGACGGGGUAACGGACACCCUUUCAGAGAUGGGCUACUUCGCCCAAAGAGGAAGGAGACGAAUUUGAACAGUGUAUCUACAUCCUGGGCUCGGUGUGGUGUUUUUGGACGCUUGUAUGCAGGACUUAUUUAAUGUUUAAAAAUGUGGGAGAUGGUGUCGUUACCGAGAGCGAGCUCUCCCUUCCUGUCGUCUAGGACAAGAUGGCAGCAAUGCAGGCGAACUGUACAUGGUAUGGAUUUAUAAGUCCAUAACAUGUUCAGAGAAGCCCUGGAUUAUACUUAUACUGACUCUAUGUGAAGGUAAGUUGUCGAAAGAAAAAUGUUUACGAUAAAAUGGUGUUAGUUCAGCAUUUGAAACGGUACUUUACAUGUGACGUAAUGCAAAGUCAUAAUAACUUAGUAGCAAACUUAGCUAGCGAGCUUUUUGGCUGUAUAUGGUUUGAACAUUUGCUUCGUACGCAGCCUGCUCUGUCAGCACUUCUCCAUUUAAUACUCGAAGUUAACACUUUUUACAACCUUUCCAAACUACAGUGAUGUUAAUAGUUAUUGACAAGUCCGUUUUAUUUGACGCUCUGUGGUGUUUGCUGUUCGUAUGUUGUUGUUAAAACAUGUUGCUUGGAUCUCAUAGACACACACACACACGCACACACACGCACAGCCGCUGGUACAUUUUUGCUACACGAACACACCCUAUAUGGAUAAUAUGGACCGAGGGACUUUAACUUGUCUGGCCUUCAUGAUUUCCUCAACACUCGGCUUUGUAAGUGACAAAACUGGGGAGAUAGUUUUCACAUCAAUCGCAUUUUCUUUUGACAACUUUUUCGUUUUUUGGACACGGAGAAUAAGGCAUGCUUUGUUUUGCCCGUUCAAAGGUUUCAAAAAUAGAUUUUAUUGUCGCCUGCUGCAAUAAUUCCCCCACUGAAGCGACCUUUGCAGCUGCGUUUUUUUACGUGUUUAUCGUGGCUGCUGGGACUGACUGUACGCCCUAUCUCAACUGCGAGCUGACUUUAGCUGCGCGAGCUAGCUGGUUAACUCUGCAUUCACGUGCUUCUAGGUUGCUCGGAUUUUCCAGGUUGAGAAAUCUUUUAUCUUCACUUCAAGUAAAAGGAGACUCUCAAAAUAAGGAGUUUGUCGUUUUUUAAAACAGAAUGCAACAACUGAACCUCGACAAAAACUAAUGUUGACAGAGUUUCGCUGUGUUGAAGUUGUCAAAUACGCCCAGAACUUCAUUUGCAAUUCCCAGAACAGUGUUUGUGACAGCUAUUUUAUUGAAAUCUGUCCCAAAUAACUUUCAGAGACAUAUUUUGUUGGACAACAGAGAAUUGAAUUUCCCUUCAGGGAUUAAUAAAGUUAUUCUUAUUCAAUUGUCCUAAGUUGAUGAACUCCUGGUAGUAUUCCACUUUGACUUGGUAUCAUCUUUUUGGUAUACUUUUAUACUGAAACGUGAAUAUAUCUCUGGAAAACUGGACGCAGCCUCUAGCCUAAUCCUGAUCAAUGUUUGUAUUGUCCGUUAACGCUCUGAAGUAAUUCUGUUCUCAGUGGUUUACUCUUUCUUCAUAGACUUAAGUUGCAGCAGCAAAUUACACCACAGCUUUUAUUUUUAGACCAACACUGUAGGAAGGAAAAAAAAACAACAUAAAACUGCCCAGUGGCUUUGCCUGCCAUGUCAGCGCAGCCCAGCCAGUCAGAAACACUUUCUAGACAAUGGCCAAAAAGAGGUGUAGCAACCUUCCAUAGGAGUUAAUGUGGCGUUAAUCAUGAACAUAGUCAGCUUUAAUAAUCAUCUUAUGUCAGUGAUGGUUUAGUGUUAAAAGGAGGUAUGGGUUUAAUAUUUAAGCCAAAACAAAAAUAUGGUAUAAUUGUUUGAAAGGUUGUUUGUCAGUAGCUGUUCGUGGGGCAGGGAGGGAACUGUUACACUGUGUUCCUUGCCUGCCUAGAACUCACAAAAAUAGUCAAACUGGAAAUAGAAAUUCAAAACACUUUGGCCUUUAGAGUGAAAAGUUCAUGCACUUUUCAUGCCUUAUUGUCUGUCCAGUAUGAUUGUAGUACGUCUUCCUUUGUCGGAGGGGUUGGCAUUUGUUUUGCUGUUCUUUGAUAAGCUGAGUAAUACCAAUGCAUUAAACAUUAAGGGGAAGUUUUGGUUUGGUUCCUGAAACUGGACCAAAGAUCACAUCUGUUCUUAAUUUUUUUUCUUUUUAUAAUCGGGAACAAUACUUUAAUACAGAAUCUGAAAACCUUUCAGCCAGGGUUUAUCUAGAUUUUGUCCGAGUUACAUAACGCCUUGAUAUUUGUUCUUGCAAGGACAGAUUAGCUGGUUUGAAAGUUUCACAACCAACUGUCUCUUUGAAACAUUUAUGGUUUUGAACCACGUACAAGCUUUGAGUACACCUUGAGUAAAGUGCAGCCCUGUACUGUUACAUUUUGGUGAUCUCUCUUUAAGUGGAUACUCCUGUCUUCUGUACAUGUGUCACAUUCUUGAUCUUAUCAGCAGCAAGGCCAAAUAAGCAAGGUUGUGGGUGAUAAUGAGACCAGUAAUUCAGAGGAGAGUCAGCACACAGUGGCCAGUAAACAAACAGAGUAGUAAACACUGUUUUCCCAAACAGUAUUACAAGGUAAUGGUGGUUGUUAAGAGAGAUGUGGAGGCAAUGGCUGUGGAACGUAUGUGUUGUCAGUGUCACGUGACACCAUGCCGCACUGAUCAGCCAUACUUAGAACCACUGGUUAUUCUCUUUACGCUGAGGCCAACCUUAAGUCUUGUUUUCAAGUGAUGUCAUGUUAAAGUGGGCGCGUAGAGUCACAGCGAUAAAUAAAACAGAAUGAGGCAGAGUUUAUCGAGAGAUCACCACAGUAAGAAGAUAUAGUGCGGUAACCUGCAUGAAUCACAAGUGAUGGGUGGAAAAUAUCCAAUAUCCCAAGGAGUAAACAUCUGUUCCAUCACAUCGUACAGUACAUUAUUACUUUUAUCCAUCCUGUGAUCUGGUCAGAGCCCUUGGUUUUUAAUAACACGGUCGAUGCUUUUGUUGUGAAACUGUUGAGGGAAAAAUACCUGGUUGAAGCUAAAACAGCUCUCUCUGCUGCUCUCUUCAUAGCUCGUGUAAUGAAAGGUGAAACAGCCCGUGCAGCUCUAUGAUCACUACUUUGCUGAUCGAUAAAGUGCUUGUUGUGACAUGUAGUAUUUCAGUGUGCAGCUUGAUGACAGCUGUUAAAACAUGAUAGUGGUGAGAAACUGGUCGCUUCAGCUGCUUAAUGCAUUACUUAUCUUUUGCUAACAGUGCACAUUGAUGAAGUUACACUGGUAUGUGCCUCUUACUUAUUCUUAUGAUUUAUUUAAGACAUUUUCAUUGUUGAGCAAAUGGAAAAAAAGUCACAGCAGAAACACAAAUGCUCCUGCUCUGUUGUUAUGUAAUCAUUAUGUGUAGCAGAAAAAAAUUCACUCUUCCUUUAGCCCUUGUUAACAGAACUUAGUUUUCCUUUGCUCACUAGUUAGCGUAACAGUGUAUUGUCUGUGUAUAGGAGCUUAUCCAACAAGAAGAAUACUUGAAACUCACAGUCAUAAGUUCAGUCUAAAUACCAUGUGGUCACAUGCUGUAGAAAAUAGAGGGCCUUUUUAUCUAAUGAGCAUAGAACAUCAUGUUCAUGAGACACACGUGUGCAGUGAGGUUGUUGGACUGUGAGGGAAGACCACAGCCCAUGCUUAAUGCCCAGGGGAUAGCAACAGCAUGAACUUAAUUUAUAUUUUAUCUGCAAGGAAACGCACUUACCCUUUUAUUAAAACGGCUAUAGUGUAAUUUAGCUACGUUUGUUUCUAUUGCAGGAAAACAAUUUAAUGUAUGUACAUCAAAUUCUGGCUAAAGAGCUGUACUCGUGCGGUUAAAAAAAAAAGUUGUGUAAUCCGUGGAAAAUCCCUGGCACUGUUUGCUCAAACAUAAACGACCAGCCCGGAAAAGUACAGGAAGACUAUAAAGAAGGAAGACAAACUUCCAGCUUUGGUAAACACCAAGAUUGCCAGUUGUGUGGGGAAUAUUUCAGAAACAUUUUCAGCAAGUGUGUGAUAGUUAUGCAGGGCUCACAAGCACAAUAAAGUUAAUAGUCUGUGUUUUUGAGUGAAUAAUUCAUCAAACAUAUAAGUGUGUCCAAUAUGAUAUUUUUAUAAUUUUUUUUAUCAUCUUCUGCAUUCGGUCAGCUUUCAGCACAGAGAACAGAGCUGCGCAAAUAAAAAGCAUGAUGCAAGGUGAUGAUAUCACCCAGCCUGCUUCAUGAUCAUCUGGCCUGUGACAAAAGUGUGAAUGCUUAAUGCGUCUGUUUUGAUAUUCUGUAGGAUGGUAAACAUUUAUAGCUCGCAUGUUCCAGAGUCUUAGCUGUACCGAUCACAGCAACACUUUCAGAUUUAGCUGUGAAGUCAAACCACGUGGCUAUGAAUAGUUCCUACAGCUGUGUAGGAGGGGUGUACAUAUGCCGCACAUUCACAUAGUUUAGGGUCCCACUUCCUCUUACUUUGACUAUUACUAAAAUAGAUAGAAUGAAGAAACUAUAUGGAGUGUCAUUGAAGUGCCCCCUAUUGAACAAACGUUGAAAUGAUUACUCUGCGUUUUGUUUAUUUUUUCUCCCCAACAUGGUGUGACUGUCAUCACCUGUUCGUCCUUUCACUCAUCACUAUCACAUCUGCUACUCUGAACCAUUUGCUCAUUGUGAACAGGUGUCCAGUGUUGUUUUUUUUUUUCUUCUUCACAUUUUAAAAUUUGAGUUGGCCAGGGUCAAAAGUUCAACUGCAAGCAAUUACUUAGCUGCUCAAGGUUGCUGGAGAGGCUCUAUGGUUUGGAAGGUAAUGUGAUGCUGCAGGAGGAGCCUCAUGGUUAACAGAGGGAGUGUACGGCUUCAGAUGGUAAUAAUAGAAGCAGCUGCCAUUCUUGUGCCUUUGAAACAACAGACGCUGUCUACUUUACUUCCUUGGGUCAGAGUUCUCCUGACCAUUUAGUGAUUACAUUUGUAUGGCCAGGAAAAAUAACAGAUUCCCGAGCUACGUUUCUUUAAAUAGGAUUUGCCUGUUGUAUAACACUAAGCUGGUACUCAAAUCUAGACGCCUUGAUUGCUCAAUUGGUGACGGUUUCCAAUUGCAGGCUUUCUCCAUCUAGGACCUCUGGAACAAUAAAGCAUGCACUCCAUCUCCAGAUCAGUGAAUACCCAGCCCCCCCUGGCAUGGACAGGAAACUCAUUUCAUAAAUGUGGUUUUUUAUGUGGCAAAUUAAAGCAUUUAUUCAACUCAGCUCAUGUUUUUCUCCCUCUCAACAAUCCCCAGAAGCACAGCAAGCACAUACUUGUUGCUCUUGACUGCUUACAAAGGGCCGUCAUAUCACAUGUCCACAGCCCUGUUGUAAAGUAAGGUUUUAAAUGUGUUAAUUGAGGUUGAUAAAUCCUUGAAGGGGAGGAGAGACUCUUGCUUUUCUCAAGAGUAAACAUCAACAUUACUUUGAAUGCCUUCUUCUUGGCAUAGUUUAGACAAACAGCAGAUGAGAGCAAGUUGUCAUGAAAUUUGGCUCAAACUGGGCAGGGACAUGAUUGGUUACGAAGUUGAAAGGCAGAACUUGUACAUAGAGGAGGCUCUGUCUGUAGAGUCUGCACUUGAAGUGUCUUGUAAUUGUCUUGGGUGUGUCUCCUGUGUACGUAUGACCGUCUGGGCGCUGCCCUUGCCUGGGAACCUUUGGUUAAGCUCUCGGCAUGCUUCCCGAAGGAAGACACACUGUAACUUUAAAGGGCGAUAUUCGAGCAAGUCUCUCAAGUCGUACCUUUGAGUUGUCUUCUCCCCCUGUAGGAUAAAAUUAAACAUGCACGAUCUGUAUCGGCAGCUGAAGACUCAAUAAUGUAAUUAAUCAUAGUAUCAGCAGAUAGGAAGAUUUCUGACAGUUUAAUGUGACUGAUAUGGUGACAUAUCCAUCAAGCACACACAACGACAGCUUUUGUGUGCCAAAAACAAGCUUGAACGUGUCUGUAUGAAAGUAUUUUCAAGUACCGGAAACAGACAGCAAAAUAGUUGCAAUACUUGUAAAAUGCAGGUUAUGGCAUGAAGAGCAAAAUAACACUCUGUUUUUCUUAUCCUAUCAAUAACUGUGCAUUUUAAGAACUGUUCUGAUGACCAGCACUAAGGCUAUGUUCACACUGCAGGUCAGUUCCGAUUUUUUUAACCAUAUGUGACACAUAUCUGAUUUUUUCAUGUAAGUGUGAACGGUGCACUUCUGAUUUAUUCUAAUCCAACCCAGGCCUCUUUUGUAUGUGGAUAUAAAUCUGAUAUGUAUCCGAUGUGACUGCAGUGUGGAUGCUCAGGUCGCGUUCAUCCGACCUAUACGUCAUCAAUAUAUUCGACAAACGUCACCAUUGUUCAACAACACAAACAGGCGCGGAGAGCAACAGCAGACCAGGGAAUGGAGAACAGCCAGUUGUGCAUAUGGGGGUCACUUCAUGAAAGCAUUAGAUGCCGUAUUCGUUGUUGUAAUGUGAACUACCGCACAAAAAGAUCAGAUUUAACAAAAAAAUCCGAAUUGUGCAUCAUAAGCUGCAGUGUGAACGUAGCUGAAGAGUUUCUGAAAAGUGAAAAACAAAAAGUCAAAAACUUAACAGGCUUCUGAGAACCAGCCCUUCAACAUGGUGGAAAAUGCAGCUAACCACAGGCUAAUAAUGUCUUUGUAUUGGUAUCAAUGUUGGUGUUGAAAUCGUCAGUGGUCAAAAUGAGUUUGAAAAUAUCGGCAUUUCAGAUACUAGCAACAAUCCUCUAUCAUGUUUCAUUAAUAAGUAUCUUUAUGUAGAAGAAAAAAGCAUAAACUAUCGUCUGUUAUGAUACCACCUUUAAACAGCGUGAAAUAAUGCACUCAAACAACACAAGGUUUCCUCUUGUUGUCAUCUUUAAAUCUUGUUUGUUUUACAACAGUUUUUGAUUUGUUUUUUAAGAGGACAAAGAAAAAAGGGGACCCGUUUUUUUAUUGCACACCAACAGGCUGAUCAUCAACAGAGAGCCAUGUGCAACAGCAAACAGUGAUGUUCCAGAUUUAGAGAGGCACAUGAUGGGUAAUUGCAGUACUUGUGAGCGCAUGCACACGUUCACAAAGCCUGGUGCGAGAGGCAUGUUGCCAUCUCUUUCCAUUUUGUGAACAAUUGGAAUGAGCACAAAAGUUCAUGCUCCUUCGUUUUAAAAAAAAAAAAACUCAAACCACUCCUGCAGCAGAACCUGACUGUUCUGCUGUUGAUCACUGUACUCCAAACAGAUAACUUCUUCACAACGUAGGCACAUGUGCCAAUGUUGAUCCCUCCUAUCUGUGAAGCUGUGACAGAAGAAGUGUAUUUGGCAACUUAAAUCUGAAGCGAGGACACCGUGUUAGUAUUAAAAAAACAGGAAAAACGGUGUAUUACUCCUGCAAUAACGGGUGCAUUGCUUUUUGCCGAAGUGUCUCGUUUUGAAACUGCCAUUUGGGAGUGCCAAAGUCAGAAAUUGUACAAUUGUGCACAUAAUGCCUGUAAUGGAAUAAUAGAGGCCAUGGCAAGCCGUAAAUUACAGACAACACACCAUACAUUUAGGCAAGUUAGCAACCGGCCCAACAACAAUUAAGAAAAUCUCUGCAAACACCGAGUGAAGGAUCAGGUACUCCAUCUGUGUCUGGGGUAACAUAAAGAGACAGACAAAAAACAGGCAGUAAACUCUCACUAUCCAACCUGCACGCAGUUGAGCUGAACACUAUUCCACACUGAAAACUGAACAUUAACAUUACAUAAUAAUUAAAAUAUGGAUGUAAUUAAAAUAUGUAAAUAAGUCAAAUCGGGUGAUCACAACCUUUCAGCUGUUUGGAUAAUGUGGUCAGCUUUCUGUCUGGACAGCACAGACGCAUGUUUGUAGGUGUGCCAGUGAAGCUAAUUUCAAUCUCCCCAAGGAGCAUCUCCAUUUUUUUUGUUUUUAUUCACAGCUAAAGCAGUUGCCCUUUCUAGUCCUGCUCUGGAUAAUGUGAUAAGUGUUUCUAACGGAGAAGACGGUAAACAGUGACACCAAACAGAAACAGAGGGUUUGAUUGUGCACGGAGCUGUCAGGGGAAUUGGUUGACCUUAUCUUGCUGCUCAGAAUAGAGUCAGAGUUGAGGCUCACACCGUUUGUGUUAUCAUAACACAAGUGUGUUUUCCAUCAGGGAUAUUUAUUUUAGGAGACUCUACAGGGGCACUCACAGCCCAAAACCUCGCUCACUUCUCUGUCACUUUUAGAAACAAAUCCUUUUUAAAGAAUUAAGGAAAAUAAUUGUAAAAACUGUGCUACAGGACAUUUCGACAGGACGUUUCAAUACGCAGCAUCCUGAACAUUGAAUUUUCUAAUUUGGUUGAUGUCAACAUGUUUGAUGAAAUGCACUAUUUAUUGAUGUGUGGGAUUCUUUCAAGGUAGCUUAAUGUGCAAAUGUCCUCCUGAAUGGAAGUAGGUCAAAGGCUCCAUCCACUCGGGCACACAGACAGGGUCUGAUAAGGUUAUGGAGCCAGUUUUGAAUGUGGAUUUUGACUCCUUAUUUUACUCCUGCAGUUGUUUGUCCUGGUGUGUCUUCAUCUGAGUUAUAGAUGUUUGAAAACGAUUGAGAAAGGGAUUGAUGUUCCCUCACACAAAUAAACACACACAUGAUGGGGGAAGAGGGAAAAAAAAACAUGUCUUAGGUAAUUGGACACGUGGGCCUGAUGAUGUGACUUUAUUUUUCUCUCUUUGUGUGUCUCUUAUCCUCGCUCCCGCUCUAUUGGUUGCCUAGAGACCCACAGUAGGAUGCAGUGAAAUGGCAGGAAAAGGUCAGGCAAACCUUUGAGAAGUUAGUCAUCCACUGUGUGGAGGUGUUGGUGGGAUUGCAGUGGAUAGGGCUGAACGGCGAAGGUGUUUUCAAGCACUCCUCCAUAACAUGUUAUUUUGCCCCAAUCUGCUUGUCACAUGCUGCUGUGGUGCCAGGGGUACAGGUGGAAAUGAUGCCCCGCUGGAUGUGAUGUCAUCUUGUCUGUGAAAUGAAAAAUAUAUUUGUGUUGGUCUUGUAUUUUAGAUUCCAUAUAAAUUAAAGUUACCUGAGAACUGUAGAAAAAAGACCAGAAUUUAGCAGAAAUCUGGAUGAUGGUUUGAUUUUUAAAAAUUCAGACCAUAGGGGUUGAUAGUGUUUUUUUUAUGGUAACAUUCAAAUGAACAGAGGAGCCUGAUUCGCGUCCACAUGUCUUCAUCUGUGUUUAAAAAGGCGUUAUGUUAUUUGUAUUGACAUUUCCAUAUUUCUCUUUGUCCGCAGGUAUGGCCUCACAAGUCUUGGUCUACCCACCACACAUUUAUCAAACCCAGACAAGUGCCUUUAGCAGUGUGAAGAAACUCAAAGUCGAGCCCAGCAGCUGUGUGUACCAUGAGAGGGCACACCCGCGGACUUAUCUGAACAGCAGAACCCUUGGAAUUGUGCACCCAACAAAACAAGCCCACUCGAUUGUGAGCCGAGACUUGGCUGUGGGCGUGAAAGUGCGUGGAGGGCAAGAGUACCCGGUGCAGACAGUGGUUGUACGUGGCGUACAGAGACAACAGCCCAGUAAAAGAGGAGGAGGAGGAGGCGGCGGCGGCGGAGGAGGAGCAGGCCCAGCUGCGGCCCAGCAGCGACAGGACGCAGGGGUUGUCCACUCGCAGGGCAAGGAGCAGCAGCAGACAGACACAGCAAGUGGGGGCAGCAGUGGAGCAACAGGAGCAGGAGGAGGGGGAAGGGGAGAGGGCUGCUGUGGAGGAGGUGAGGGAGGUGGAGAGGAGGAGGAGGAGGGCGACAGAGAAGAGAACUGUGGAGGUUUGAACUCAGCUGACAGCUCUCAGCGAUGUGGGCUGAAACGUAAAAGUGAGGAGCUGGAUAACCGAGGGAGCACCAUGCAGAUUGUGGAGGAACUGUCAAUGUUGCCUGCCAUGUUGCAAACGACGAAUGUGGGGAACGCAGCCAUGACCGCGCCUGCGGCGGUGGGGGCUGGAGGAGGUCCCUCAAAACAGGGUGUAGGGCCUGGGGGUGCAGCAGGAGGAACAGGAACAGGGGAUGGGGACUAUCAGGUAGUACAGCAUGAAGUCCUGUGUUCCAUGAAGAAUACCUAUGAAGUGCUGGAUUUCUUGGGGCGCGGCACAUUCGGCCAGGUUGUAAAGUGCUGGAAGAGGGGCACAGGUGAGGUUGUGGCUGUGAAGAUCCUGAAGAACCACCCCUCUUAUGCACGGCAGGGUCAAAUAGAAGUGGGCAUCCUGGCUCGUCUGAGCGGGGAGAAUGCGGACGAGCACAACCUGGUGCGAGCCUUUGAAUGCUUUCAGCACCGCAGCCACACCUGUCUGGUGUUUGAGAUGCUGGAGCAGAAUCUGUAUGAUUUUCUGAAACAGAAUAAGUUCAGCCCACUUCCCCUGAAAGUGAUCAGACCUGUCCUACAGCAAGUAGCAACGGCUCUGAAAAAGCUGAAGAGCAUGGGUCUGAUUCACGCAGACCUCAAGCCGGAGAACAUAAUGCUGGUGGACCCAGUGAGACAGCCCUAUAGGGUAAAGGUGAUAGACUUUGGCUCAGCCAGUCAUGUGUCCAAAGCAGUGUGCUCCACGUACCUCCAGUCUCGGUACUAUAGGUGAGUAAAAAAAGGUUUUUUUUGUCCCUUUUAAAGAAAAAAAAACAACAACAACACAUGACUGAUUUUUGUGGAUUUUAAAAGAAUGUUUUCCUGGGUUUGUGUCCAGACCGACAAAGUCAGGUUUAGAAAAUAACCUUCCUCUAGAACACAAGGAAAUGUCUCCCAUACUGCACAACAUCCUGCCUGUUUAGGAGCCACAUACCACAGACUCUGAAAAAAUGUGACCCUGCAGUGUUUACCAGCAGACUACAGGCUUACUCUUCAUGUUGUGGGAAAGAAAAUUCUGCAGAACUCUGACAUGAUGUGAAAGUCAAAAGUCUAAUUAAGUGCGCGGUAUUUGCAUUCAGGGCAUGGGCUCGGGGGUUCCGACACCGUUAUGAUAAAACGCAGGAAUAUUUGGAAACUGACAAUAAUAUGAAGUGUGAGUGUUUGAACAAGUUGAGAAAGGCUGAGAGAGAAAUUACGAAAUGCCAUUCCUCACAUAAGUAUACUGUCAGGGGCUCCUGGGUAAUGCUGAAGUUUGUACAGUAACCAAAUGUUUACUUUAGAAGGAUGCUUGUGUUUCCUGAUGUUUUUGGAUAUGCACUAGGAAAACUGGCAGGAUGAGUUUUGUUUGGCAUUUUGUUGUGAGUGCUUUGGUUUGAUUAAAACAAAAAAAACAGGCCUGAAAUGGUAUCAACUGUUGCAUAAGAGGGAGGAGUGACCCAGUUCACUCGAUUUGUACCUUACCUUGGUUUGCAUACAGACUCUUGGGUAAAAAGUAAGAAAAGUAAGUGUGGAAAGUUAAGUGUAUAUCAGCAUUUAGGUCUCUGAUGUAUUAUUCUGGAGUCAUCUGGGAUUUCAGGUUCCUCACCGAAAGACGUGACUGGUGUAACACAGAUAUAAAAAAACAAAUUUACUUAGAAUGAAGGAAGAAAGUAAUCUGCAGAGUGAAAUGAGGAGAAUUUCAGGGCAUCUACAGGCUAAAUGAGAUGAUACUUUUCAUCUCCAGGUGUUCAUGCGAAUGUUUGUUACGAGCUCGAACCCAGCUUAGUCUGUUUUGAAUUGGUAGCAGUGAGGCGUGUUAAUUGUUUGGGUUUAUUAAGCAGCAGCACAUGCACUCCAAAGCAUCAUGCUAACAGCAAAGUAUAAUCUAAAAAGUAUGAUCUAGUUACAAUUCCUGCCAAUGAGUCACUUUUUGCUGUUGAUCAGCUGCAGCUAAGACUCUCUCUCUCUCUCUCUCUCUCUCAUUAAGUCUCUUAACCCUCUCACUGCUUUCAAGCCACAAACUUUUUUUUAAUGAACUCUCAGUUUUAACCUGCUGUCUGAUAGCUUGUGCCGUAGAAAUUCAUCAUAUUCUGAAUUUAUAAAUCAACAGAGUUUAUUUUUAAAGCCCUGAACAAAACUAAUAAUGUCGGUGGUGUUAGAUUAAACGGUAGAAAGGAUACAAAUUCAAAGUGGUUUAAGUAAAAGAUCUUAUAAAACAUGACCUUUUCAGUAUGAGGAGUGGAGUCCUGCUUUUUGCCAACACCAGUCCCAUCCCCGAUGAGUGUUUGAGUGUGUUUCCGUCACAGUAACUGUGGAAAUGCAGUUGUUUCUAAACUGAGGAAGUUUUGGACCUUCUCCAUUUUCUCACUCCAGGAUAUGAAUAAGUAACAUUGUUGUGUCUUCUUCGCUAAACAAUCAGACUCCCGACAUGACAGUUCCACGAUCUCUCACGGCUUAACUUGUCAACGCCGUGCGAGAGGAGAUGCGUUUUUCCACCUCGAGCUCUACAUAAUGCAUCCAAUCAGCUAAAGGUUUUGAUCUCAUCAUGCCAAUUCUUGAUUGUUGCACAAAUAGUAUGACUAAUGGUGGUUAAAUAAUUUCAAUUCAAACCCUGGCAGCUGGUAUGUUCAGCAGAGUCAUUCAGCCAGUUUAUGUCAUAACCAACUCAUUAGCUACCACAUCAUUACCACUUUGUUGGACCAAGCCCAGGAGGUAUGGGAAGAACUGUGACAGCUAAUAGAUUAUUCAGCUAACAGUUACAUACAGAAUAGAUACCUGCUUAGUGCUUUCUCUCUGCUCUGUCUUAGUAAAAGUUAGAGAUUGUGCCAUACCAAAGCAAAAGCGUCUUCUACUCAGUCAGUGAAAACAAGGCGUGUUCAGCUACAUGGAGCUCAUCAUAGCGACAUGCCUGUACGGGCUGUUUUCAGUCCUCCGUAUGAUGUAACUGUUUCUGGUUAACCCCUGCACCUGUUUACACUCGCCAUGUUAUGUGUCACGCUUCAUUUGCACUUUGGUCAAGCAGAACGUUCCUAAAUGUAACUCACUGUAUCUUUCACAGUCCAAGUCUAUUUGCACAGGUAGAUAGUUUGUCCUGUGAAAGUUAUAGAGCAACCGUAUCUGUCGCUAAAUGUUCUUGAGUCUCCAGCGUUUGCAAUGUGGAAGUGAGGGUACUUACUUGAAGAACUUUAAGCCAAGUAAUGAGAUUAAAAACACAAUUAUGAAUUAAAAAAUGUUAACUGUGCUAAAAUAAUCUGCAAAUUCCAGUUUCUUUGAAUAUUGCCUAAAUAUGACCUUGAAAGCUGAAGUUCUACAAUGGUGUAUCUAUGAUGUAUAAUAUAAUCAACCAAAAUACAAGUUUAAGGGCGCGUUCACACCACCCUCAUUUAGUCCGGUUGAUCCGAACCCCGGAGCGUUUACCCCCAAACUCUGGUGUGGACCAAAUAAACCAACUCUGGUCCACCUGAAGAGGUGGUCUCGGACCGCUAUCAAGUGAACUCUGGUGUGGAUGACGUUCACACCAGAAAUAAACUGCUCCAAUCACAGAAAACACACCACAUACGUCGUUAAUGCCUGUCGUCGUCUCGUCUUUAUCCGUGCAUUGUUUGCAGCACGCCUACUCCGGAGUGUAUUAAUUAACGCCGAAGUUCGCGCUCGCUGGCUAACGAGCCGUUCAUACGCGCAAUCGACUAGUGUCUUUUGAAACGCGCUCCAUGAGUAGCGAAACCAAAAUCAGCCUACGAUGCUCCAUGGCAGGUGAAGACAGCAGAGCGGGGUUUGUCUCUCCGCAUAAACUAAUGACCAAUAACCAAAGGAUAUUUGCGGUCACGUGACUUCUGGUUCUGUUUUCUGAAGCGAUUGAGUUUGUCCUUAGUGAACGCAAACUGGACCAGUUAAACAAUCAAAACAAAUGUAUCGACUUGCCUUGGAUUCGAAUCAGGAAACGGACCUUUAGGUGUGAACACGAACUAAGUAUUAGAUGAAAGUGGUGAUGAGAAUCUGCAGCAGUAGCUACACAGACGUUAUGGUCAGAUUGACUCUGGCUGCAGAAAUCCGUCCUAUAUAAUCCAACAUUUAACAUAAGAGGUAAGCUCUCCUUGUUUUCUACCGUGCCAGCAGCUCUUCCUCUGUGAUGACAUACUACAAAGGGUAUGAUGAAAUCUCUGCAUCAGCUUGAUGCGAGGGAGUGAUUGAUAUAGUUUGUGGUUUUUCUCCUCCAGAUGGUGAAAAGUUUUUUUUCUUUUCUUUUUGUUUUCACACAGUCAACCUUUUGAUGCUCGUGUGUCAUUCUAGCCUUCCUUUUCAGUCGUUACCUCCGUCACUCUUAUUCAUAGUUUGGAUUUAUCUAUUAAAGCAGUGAAUAUCAGUCAGCUUAUACAACAUUGAAAAAAAAUAGUUUUAAUGUGACUCUAUAAUCAGCACCAGAGUUACAUACAGAGAAUUUCGAACCAGACUUUGAUAUUUAAUGAGCAAGUGUUAACAGAGAAGCGCACCUACCGCUCUGACACCAGCUUUUCAAAUUUGAGCAGAUUAGUCUUGAACAUCGGGGUUGUGGAGUUGGGAAGAAGUGAGCAGGAUUUAUGAGCCACAUUCAGGUCAGUGCCGGCUGUUUCAGUGAAAGGCAUUUACAUGGCAUUUGAAUAAUUCUCACUGCUUGCACUCUGAGCAAGUGAAGCAGUUUGCUGUGACUGGAAUUAAAACUCUGAAAAUAGAUGAUUUUAUAUCUGUUAUCUAUUUGCAUUUACUGAAGCUAUUCUCACCGACUGGAGUGAGGAGACAAUGCUGUCUUUUACUUUCAUUAGCCAUAGCUUUUAGAAGCUGUUUAAAAAUACUUGUCGGUGACAUAAUAAUUAGAUUCUACUUUCAUCUGGCACAUGAAUGGAUCCAUCAUUUUGUGAAUUUGUCGUAUUGUUGUAAAUGCACUUUGUCUCAGGAAGUGGCUCAAAAUAGAACUGCCGUGUGGGGGAGGAAGUAAAAGAGCGCAGCUGCUUCAACUCUUUGUCAGUUCUGUCAACCUCCAGCUUUGGUGACCAGCACUUUCUCACAGGUCUUUAAAAGUGUUAUAUUUUGGUACAACAAACUUGACAUCAGUACCAUUUCUGAUAUGAAAGUGCAUAAAAGGAGGGUGUUAAUAAGGAAGCAGGCGGAGUACUAAAUGUGUACUUCACUUUUCCUGUAUGUUAAACAGCCUACAGAUCGUUGGAUAAGGUUGUAGAAAAGAGAACUGUUCAUACUCAACGUACUUUCACUGACUGGCUAUGAAUAGAGAUGAAGUUUUGAUGUCAGUGCGUAGUAGUAUAUAUAAAAGUACUUCAAGACCUCGGUUAAUUCAUCAGGAUGCAGUUGUAGAACUAGAUUUAUAAUUUUCUGUCAGGGUUGUUUCGUUCAUGAGUCAGUAAUAUGAAGUAGAAAUGCUUUGUAAAAAUGUUGUUUCUCCUGAGCUUGUGCCUCCUGGCUGACAGCAGCAUGCAAAGCAUACUGCGAGGGGACAUCGUUGCCGAGGCUAGGAGUGAAGAGUUGCUUUAAAUAGCUCUUGGGACUCUGGCCAGUGGGCUUUGACUUCUAUAGAUGGUGAAGCACAUAGGCAGCCAGAAUGAAAUAAGGACAGCUUGAAAUACAAGAGAGCUCUCACUUACUUGUUCAAGGUCAACCAGCACUAACGUCAGCUGUUUUGAUUUUCGUACGUCCGUAUGUGUUUGUGUAUCCAGCACGCAGCACAUUUGUUUGCAAGUGAGUCAAAGCGGCUCUCGUAUACAUCAAAUCUAUUAGCCACUCAAACCAAUAAGUUUGACAGAUAACACCAGCUACUUCUGCAAUUCACAAGCAUUUGGCCAGAGGUCGCAUGUAAUUUGUCACUCUGGUUUGCACAGUCAGCUUAGCUGGAGCUGUCAGACUUCAAUUAUCCAGAAGGGGAAAUGUUUACGCUGUUUUCAGACACAUUUUCCAAUUUGAAAAGAAAAACUUACAUAGAUUGAGCUUUUUGGUGUGAUGCGUCUUAUUUGCAAAUCAUCUCACCAGAAACCUUCAUUAAAUUUUCUGCUUUAGCUGAUACAACAAUAAUUGCUUGGCUUUGAGCAAAUGCUAAAGAGUUAGAUCAUAAACCUGUCAAGUUAAUAGUCCAUGAUAAUCAGAAAGUUUUAGGGUCAUUUCAGUAGGGUAUAUGGAUUACUUUUAAAAAUGUUUUCUGCUUAAACUCUCAGUCCUAGUGCUGAUUUACUGCUCCCCUACCAGUCUCAGAGCAGGACCCAGCUGCUAUUCCUAAAUCUUGGUUUAGAUUAAAUUUGAUCCUCAAAUCUGUGGAACCCCCUUCCCGCUGGUAAUAUUACUGUUAUUUACAAUUUGUUUUUUAACAUGAAACUUCAAUUCAAUUCGACUGUCAAUUACCAUACACCCUAAGGAGGGAAUUUCCACUAGGAUCCCAACCGGGAAAUAGUCCUCAAAAAAAAAAAAAAAGAGUUGUCUGGGAUUUUUCUUAAACCACAAAGCCAUUUAUUAUUUUAAGAUAUUUAGCCCAGAGGUUGAAAUCUUAGAAAAUGACCACAACAAUGAAACAGCAUUCUCAAUGUGCUCAAUUUGAGACAGAUGACUAAAUGCAGAUAUGUGUACUUUUUUACUUUAAAAACUACAAUUAUACAAGAUAAAGCUCUUUUAUUCUCUUAUUCAGUUUUGUCCUUCUAAAGCAGCAUUACUGUCAGUAUUUCAGAAAGAACAAGUUAAAACAGUCAGAAAACUGUUUUUGUGUCUCUUCCAGUUUGUGUUUUUUUUUAUUGUUUUCAUGUGUUUGUGUGGUCAAUGGUUGCCCUACUGAAGUUGGUAAGCACCUAAAAGAGCGGUGAACUGAGAUCUCAUGUUGCUGUUUUCUGCAAGGUCUUGCAUCAAUCGUUGUUUAAGAUAAGAUCAGUUGUUUUUCUGUUGAUUUUGUUGCAGUGAAAGUUCAUACACUUUUUUUUGUCGCUUCAUCUUGAAACUGAGACAGCAGCCACCUCCCUCUAGUUUUCAUGAUCAAGACUAAGCUGCCGAUCACCUCUUCUACCUGUUAAUUUUAGUCAUCAGGCCAUUACCAGGUCCUUCUGAGUACUUCAUAUCUCCAGCCACAAAUAACUCUGCUGGAGUUUGAAUAUAACACAUAGUUACCUGUGAUAUCAAUAACAGUUCCUGAAUUUACCAGUGCAGUCAAAGAGUUGUCUAUACAAGACCGUUUUGGCUCCACUCCUGAAAAUGUGUUUUGUUGAACACAAUGUGUGCAGACUUGACUCUGUGAGCACUUUACAGUGGCCUUUUACUUGUGUGUUAUGUUAAAUAAAAUCUCAGCAUAUAAUAACUCCAGCAUUAAUCAAAAAAUACCAAAGCCCAGUGCUGUGAUAUCAGGCUUGGCAAUAAAUGCUCAUCUCUCCAGCAUGCCUGUCUGAGCUGGUAGUAAAACAAACAGUUCAAACACAAUAACUGAGGAAAUGAAAAAUGGAGAAAGUUCUUCGAAUUCGAGGAGCAGUUUCAGGUUCCAGAGAGUCUCCCAGCCCUUUUUUUUAAUGUGUUGUUGUUUCAUAAAGUAUUGGCUUCACCUUGAAGGCUGCAUCCUUCAGGACUGCAGCCAUGAAGUUGGCAAGCCCGCGCACAGAUAUGUUGAUGUUCGGCUGCAAACUGCUGGUGCUGUGCAGUCUGAUAAAUGGUAUGCUUAAAGAGAUUUCAUUUGAUAAGUGAGCUGUGGGUUUCCUGUCAGAUGUAAGCACAGCUGUGUGGAGCUCUGUUUUGGUACCUCUUCCACUGUAAAAUUGUUGUCGAUCACAAAAAAAAAAAAAGUUAGAUCAUCAAACUUCGCUGCUACUUUCAGUCUUCUGAGGCUGAAUUCCAUAUAGGUGUACACAAAGACAAAUGUUUUUACUCUCUCUGUUUGUUUCUCUUUCUAAAAUCACCCCUGAUGUUUUCAUAACCCUCAGGCAAGAGCUCGUUAUCAUGUGCAAACUCCAAAGUAACAUUUGCUGCUGAUUUCAAAAUAAUGACUCAAACAGAGACUGCAGAGCAGCUCAGUCCACUGGCUCCAUGUCAGCACAUUGAAUACUUAACAUCUGUAAAACGUGUAAAGGCGUGUACAGUUAAUCUAAGGUCUGGGCAGAUCAGAGUGCAAGUCCAGCCUCCGCCUUUUCUACACAGCCUCUGUGUUUCACUGAAUAAUGCAGAGUGCUCUGGGAGUGUGUGGAAUUACAGUCCCUGGAAGAGCCGUGUGGUAAAACUCCAUUCUUCUAUCAUGGAGUCACUGCGCUGUCAAUUUGCCUUUGUGGCAGAGCUUUUGCCAACUGCAGUGCAGUCCAAAUCGUUUUAUUUAUCAGAACAAGCUUACUGAAAGGCCUGUGUAAGCAUGCACGGACAACGCUGCCCUCCCACUGUGGAGCCACCUUUAUUUGCUGUUCUCUGUGUGAGCUGGUACGAUGCCACCUUACUCUGGGUCCCUCCCUGUGCGGGCAGAGCUUUGGAGGAUCAGAGAACUAUUUCUGGAGUGUGAGAUAAUGGCCAUGAAUAAGAAAUAGAGGAGGAGAUAAUUUCUUUGCUCUGCUACGGCCCUGCUCAAAGAUAGCCUUGACCCACAGUUGUCAAAAAAACAAAAACAGUGUACAACUUCAAAACGUAAAGUUACCAGCUAUCGCAGUUAUCUGGAUAGUAAAGUUACACUGACAUUUUGGCUGGCACGCAUGUUCCAAUUGUCAGGGAUCAAGAUUACAAUCAGUUUAGUCGGUCUACGAAGAACAGGGUCAUGUUCGAGGAAUAGUUAGCCCGGCUUAACACAAAAAAUUCAAACAAACGAAGAAGAGACAAAAACUCUCAAAGAAGUACAAAUCGGCGUCAUUUCAAAUCAACACGUGCCAGACAUCGAUACAGCCGUCUGACAAAGAAGAAUUAGGCCAGUGUAAAAAGCUGGUUACCUCACCAUGAGGACUGUGCUAUAUUUAAGCUGUGUGUUUUAGCUUCAUUUAAAUGUUUGUUUUGUUUGUUGUUGUUAAGUAAUUUAAGACAUAUCAAGAGUCAACACAACUAUAUAAACAUACAGUGGGCCUAAUUUUACAUGGAAUUUUUAAUUAAAAAAAAAAAAGAAUUUUGAUCUACAUAGACGCUUUAAAAUGUUUGCCCAUGCCCUCAUAUCAGUCUCAGAUCAGGACAGAUGACCUGCCUGUUUUACCUUGAUCGAAGAGUUCUUCCAAAGCUUUUGGUCAACGAUUUAUGAGCUCUGUUUAUCUUGGAACCUGGCCAUGCAUCAUGUUUUUGUUGCAUCCACUAACAUAACAUUGCCUUGAAUUCAGCCUCUUUGUGGAUUAGACACAGACAAACUGAGAGGGAGGAAGAGAAGAGGUGGAUGGAGGACGGGAAGCAGCUGUUUGAGGUGAAGGAGCACACAGUCGAACUUGUUGACCAGGGAGAGCCUUGAUUUCAUUGGUCAGAGUCUAUCCACAGCAGCAGUCAAAUAUAGUGAAUGCCUCGGGCUGUGAGGAGUGAAAUGCCAACCAAAUCUAACUUUUGCUCCUGCCUGUUUGGGUUUGUAGUUUGUGAUUGUUGCUGGAUAUCAUACCUGCAGUGUGGGCGGGUUAUACUUGGCACAGUGGUGCGCGCGUGCUGGGCCUGCUGUUACUGCUGUGCUCAGCAUUGUACAUAUGGGUUUGUUACUGAUGGUUUCCAUUAAAGACAAGCUGGCAGCCAAUGCUGCGUUUGUUAUUCACAGUCAGGCUUUGUACUGUGUUGACCUCACAAAUAACAAAUGUUACAUAUUGCAUCAUUCCAGCCCUUCUGCUAAAAUAUAAUUAAAAGCAAAAAAUACUGCGAAGUGCAUCCACAGGUUUCUUUCAGUACCUCUCUCAACUUUUAGGCCAUGUGCAGGAAACCCUGGGAUUUAUUUUUACACAGGUUUUGUUGGUUUAAAAUGGUUGUUGAAAAUGUGGAAAAUAUGUGACGUUCUAAGCAGUGAGUUUUGAAGUUGAAUUGAUACAAGUGAGCAGAUUUUUAUCAUUUUCAUGGUCAGGAUUUUUUGGGCAGAGUUUCAAAGGAGGCUUGAAAUUGAAUUGUGGUUACUUACCAUAGCCCUGCCUCUCACUCUGUAACAGUAUAAAAAGCAAAGCCUACAAUAGCAUCAGUAAUUUGCUCCUUGAUCUCAAUGUGUCGCACCUGCUACAGCCACAGUAUUUUCGCUAGAGCGUACAGGCUGUCAUCACAGUGAUAGAUAGCAGAUGACUGUUACAAUGAAGAAUCUGAGCUGCGUGAGUAGAAUCUUAUUAUUGCCAAGUAAGUUUUGUAGCAUGUUGCUUAGUCUGUUUAACAAGGCCAGGGGUGCUUUACCUUUCGAACCAGAGGCUACUUUUGAAAUAACCCCUCUGCCAAGAUGUGCCAGUCCAGUUUCACCAUCACAAACAUGGACACAGAGAAAGCACGGUCACAAGGAAUGUCCCGAUCCAAUAUUGAUAGGGGAUAUCGGUCCGACAUCAGCAAAAAAAGCAAAUAUCAGAUUGUUGGCCUGCAUCUAAAAUCUCUGAUAUAAGCACUCUGAUACAAACAGUCCAUUCCAGACUCCGCUUCAUCUCUUCUAUCUAGCAGCACCUGGUUUCGGCAUGCAGAGCCUACAUAAUCACGACAACAGUGUGUACUAAGGUACAUACAAAGUAGCAAAGAGUAGGACUGAUGUCGGCCGUAUGGCUCUAAUUUUUGGUCUGAUUCCGAAAAAGACAUUGCAGCUGCAUGCAAAACUUGUCAUGCACAACUUUGUUCCAGUAUAGGCUCAAUAUCGGUGUCGGCCAAUACUGAAGGCUACAAUAUCGGUAUCGUAUUGGAAGUAAAGAAGUGUUCACCCCAUAAUGGUCAUGGUAGGAGCCAUGAUUAUUACUUUUAAGUUUUACCACGGCGUUUUAACUGAACACAAAAGAAACAAAGUACAUACAAGCCUGACGAGAGCAGCUUUCUGAGUUGAGAAAGGGUAAAUAUAUUUCUCUAACUUAGAGGGACCUCUGUCACUGCUCCACCAGCACUAAAAAAAAAAGCUAUUUUACUGUUACCAUAAAAAAACAAAAACUUGCUGUGUUUAUCAUUACUUUAACUGACAUGCUGAGACGCUGUUUUGUUAGCUUUACUUUGGUGUUAAACCGACUGCUGUGCUGCUAGCUUUCCCCUCAGUUCUCUCAUUUGCUGGGUUUGUAGAGUUGUUUCAACAGUUUCAAUCAGUCUUGUUCAUUCUUGAAGCGCUGUUCCAAAUUGUGCCUCUCCAGCGCAGUCACAUCGGGGUUGUAGAAAAGACGGACGGACUUAAACAAAAAUAAUCCUCCUCCUACUGCGGUUGAAAAUAAUACGUUUUUGCUUUUUUAUUGAUUGACAGUUACCCGCUACCACUUACACCCACACCCCAACAGGUUUAUGCUAUGUUGCUUGGCAACAUGCCCUAAUGCAACAAGUGGUCAAUAGAAAUCUGUGAUGUGUAAAGUUAGUUUGUUUUUACUGUGAUUCAUUGAAAUGUGUUACAGGACAUGACUGUUGUUAUAUGUGUCCUUUGUUACAAAGACUGAAAAAAAACAACAACAUUGUUUACACACACCCGCACUCAGCCGUAAAUUUGCAUAUUGCUGGUCCAUCUUUUUGGAGCAGCUGGGCAUGGUUUCCACACACUGAGCCGACACACCCACUACUCCUUUUUUCAUGGUUUUGACACCGAAUUUUAUACACUUGGUGAUAUUUAUACUCACUUGACUGUCAAUAACACGUUAUUCUGUUGUGUGACAACCUCAGAACGCACAUUUGUUCUCCACUUUACACGGACUUUGGUGGGCAUCUUUAGAGUUCUGUAGUAAUCAGUGACUGAAAGGUUGAGACUCUGGAGACGAGGGAUGAUUUUAAAAGAGCAUCAGAUAGCAGAUGCAGAAAUCUCUUUGAAGAUGUGUCUUUUUUUUCCUUCUACUGCCUCUGGAGGUGUUUUCACCAAUAAUAUAUGAGGCUCAAUGAAAACCUUUGAACAUACUGAUAUUUUAGACACCUUGUGUCUCACUCACAGUCAUUCAUUUCCGACCUUUGAACAGGGAGUGAUAUCAGUCAGGAACCUGAUAGGCAACAGUUUGUCUUGUGACUCACGGAAAAAGUUCAGAAUUUCUCUUUCAGCACAUGAAAAGCAGAUUGAGAAUGUUGCAUGAAAAGAUCAUCUUCAUGAUGAAUUGAUUCAUCUUUAUUUUCCUUUUUGUUUUCUAAGAAUAAAAAGUCUGUAGAAAUUGAUUGCAUGUACCACUUGCAAAUAAACCUCAUAUCAGGGUUGUGCAGUAAAUCACAAUUUCAUCACAAUCCCAUCAUGAGCAAUAAACACACAGCAAAGGUCUGGAUGUAUCACUGUAAUAAAGACUUGAGCCUGAAAUUGCUGUAAACAAACAAUGCUCUGUCAGCAUGUGAGCAUGUUACCUAUUAGAUGGAAGUGUAUGGGUCAUGUUUUCACACAACUUCAAUAAAGUAAGGAACAAUUCAUGUUAGCUUUUAGCUACCCUUGGAUUAAUUUGGGCCAAUUUAGUGUGAAAAUAACAAAACAAAACUCUCUUUGUGGGUUUAUUUAGGAUUCAAAGUGCAGAUGUUACAGACAGCUGUAGUGUGAAACAUGAAGAACAGCAGAUAAAAGAAGAAACUGAAAUAUUCAGGAGUAAACAUGCACUUGGAGAGCUGUUUAUUAAACGUCACUACCAUGGUAUUGAACAAAUCACAUGUUACUUUUUUUGUGUGUAUUAAAUAUAUUGUGAAGCCCUGGAAUUGACUCUUAGUUGAUCUGCUGUCUGUUUAGUAUCAGGUUUAAAACAUAAGGCCAGUGUGUAAUUUCUGUAAAGACCACGUUGAGUUGACCACCAUAAUUGUAUUCCAUGGCUUAUCUUAAAGAGGCUCCUCAGGUACGGACCUGGUGCUCAGCUCUGCCAUUCAUCUUAGCCUGUGCUUGUUUGGUACAUCCAUUCAUUCAUUGUCUGUUCCCUCUCACUCCUGUUACAUGGGGCUGAGAGAGUCUGUGCAUGCACCUGGCAAAGGCCGGAUAGUAGUCCAUCACCCGGCUCAUCUUUUUGUCCUACCUGUCUGUUUCCUGAGUAGCUCCUGCACGUGGCUGUAAACAGUCACGAGGCCUCUGCCCCUCUGGCGUUCAAUGGCCCCUCAGCUCGUACGCCACAUCCUCAGGAUGGAAAAUAGAUUUGGUUUCACAGAAGGGCGGUGAGGCUUGGGUUGCGUUGAUUAGGACAGAGCUGUGCAGCCAUGGCAACAUCCUCUCCCCCCUCCGUAGCGAAGAAGAAGAAGAAGAAGGACCCGCUUUCUGUUUGGUUUCUUUAUUUCCUGCUCUUCCUAUAUAUAAUCCAGUGCUUUCUGUAUUGGACAUUGAAGAGUAAGAUAAAAGCAUAUAAAUUAAAAGUACAACUGGCCCACCUUCUGUGUACGUGGAAGCCCUUUGAAAAACUAUCGGUGAAACAUGACUGAAAGAACACUCAUAUGAAUCAACUACUGACCCCCCCCCCAUCACUUUCUUAUAUUGGUCUUUUCUGAACAGAGUAAGACUUUAGAUUCCGUGACUACCCGCGCUUAUAUUUUGUGUGCAGUUAUAUUCCAGAUUGAAAGAUAAUGAAAACAGAUGGGAUAAAUCUCAAAUUUUAUACGCCUUAUGCUAAUGUAUUGCACAACUCCUAUUCAAAAAAAAAGUUGGACCGUCGAGUACAAUCUUAUCAGAACCAGAAGUUGGUGUUUUUUUAACUUCUUGAACUCUUGAUCUAAUUGACAAUAGUGCAUACAGCUCAUGCAAAGUGUAAAAGUGUAUGCAUAAUUGGUGCCAGCAACACAAGGGCAUGUUCGCCAUUGUGUGGUUACUCAUCUUAUGACAUCACUCGGUACAUGUUGUGAAUCCAGAAGUGUUUUGAGCCCAUGCGAUGAUGACCACUACAGAGUCAUGUCUAUUAUGUUAAAGUGCCAUCUGAGGCUACUAAUUACUCCAGACAUGUUCCUCUAGGUCAGUGGUUCUCAAGUCCAGUCCUGGAGGCCCACUGUCCUGCAUGUUUUGGAUGUUUCCCUGCUCCAACACACCUGAUUCAAAUGAUCAGCUCGUUAUUAAGCCAUUACAGAGCUUGAUAACGAGCUGAUCAUUUGAAACAGGUGUGUUGGAGCAGGGAAACAUCCAAAACAUGCAGGACAGUGCGCCUCGAGGACUGGACUUGAGAACCACUGCUCAAGGUGAUUUUUCAAGAGUACAUAAGUUUUCAUUUUUUGUUGUUGUCCCUGACCUAACUUUUUCGAAUUAGAAAAUAGCAUUAGAUUUAGAACAAGUUAAAUUUUUAUGUAUUUCCAACUGAAUACAGGGUUUGAAUUAUUUGUUGGUACCAUCAAAAAUCAUUUUACACUAAAUCUCAACUUUUUUGGAAUGGGGUUGUGGAUUGCAUGAAUAAAAAUAAAGUAUCCAUGACAAGGCUGAAAUAUUUGGCCUUUAGAAAAAAGGAGGUGUUAUUAGUAAAAGCAGCUGAUUGAGGCCUGUAUGUGAGAGCUGUUAUCAAAUGAAUUGGCUCUCUAGGCUGUUGAACCCUGAAGUGAAAUCGGAGCUCUGAGGCGGUGAGACUGAUACAUUGGCUGAAGCAGGAGGUAGGGCUUUGAGUUUCUGGUUACACGGUUGUCUCUAACUACAAGACCAACUUGGUGAUGACGCCACAGUGCAGCUCAAGUGUUACUGAUCUCUCUUACUGUAUGUUCCUAUGAGGCUUGUGUCCUGCUGAAUGCAUGGGUGUGUUGAUAUGUAGCUUGUCUUUCCUCACUCCUCCGGGGAAAACCUGUUCCUUAUAAAUAGGACAUGCCUGUGAGGCUGAGAUGAUUGGAAUAGCUGCCUGCUUGGUUUUCUGCUGCUAUGUUGCCCACUGCACCAGCUGUUGUGGACAUUUGUUUAGACCAUGUGAUAAAUUUGUCUAAAACUUGUUUUAGCAGUUCUAAAGUUUACUGUUGCUAGCCAUAUGUUCCACACCAUUCACUCCCAUAUGGCCCCACAGACGUCACAGUCCAUAUCCACAGGAUUUUCUUCAGAUACAGUCUGUAUGAAAGUGAAGGAUUGCCCCAGCUGGUAUGUCCGGCUGCCUGAAGGAGCAAUCUCAGGAUGUCCCUUGAGCUAACUGUCUUGAAAUCUAAUCUGUGUCACCCUUUAAGUUACCUUAACCCUCUUGAUUUCUCCAUGUGGGUAAACAGUCAGUCAAUAGUUGUCAAGGGAUUAUCUUACUGAACAGAAGUGAAAUAGUUUCUUUUGGUCUUUCAGCAACAUGUUUCUCAGAUUUUAUUUCAGGGCAGAGUAAAUCUGAGUAACUUUAUCGCCCCUUUAUGUAAUAAGGAGCUUACUUUUAUAAGUAAAAAAUAUACAUAUACAUGCUAAUUGAUACAUGUAUCUCUAGUGGGAUCAUUUACAUUGAUUUAUCUGCCAGAUUUAUUAAGUUUCACCAGGUCUUCAGCUAAAUCCUUUUUUUCCAUUAUCUGAUCAUCACAAUAUGAAGAUAUCUUUCAGGGGCCUAUUGUAGUGGUCUGUGGCGACUGGAAUAUGGCUUUACAGUACUAGUGACAAACAGAGGAUAGAUUUUAUACAUAGAUGUAAAUCAAUUUGAGGUUAACGGUUUGCUUUUUCUAAUGAAGAAAAAACUGGAUUUCCUUUUAUAUUCCCCAUAUUCCCCAUAUACAACUACCUUUUUUUGCACUCUGAGCAAACCUUUUGUUUGAAAGUGAUACAAUCAAUACACUAUUAAUAAAUAUAUCGUCACAAUACUCCAGCCUACUUGCACUUUGUUUCAGCCCCCAGUCAGUCUGUAUGUUACUGUGUCAUUCUGAUUAUAAAGGGGAGGCCUCUCCUGCACAGAGAGACGACUCCCAUCAUAGAGAAGAACCCAGACUACAUAGUGCUGUCAGUGCAGUGUCACAGUUUAUAGGCUUUGUGGUGUCCUAAACACUGAGAUCUUGACAGUUGUCAGCACGUCUUACCUAUAUUGGUGCUGACAGGCCUGCGUCACCACUAGCUGUCUACUAGACAUGGUAUUACAGCGCUAUUAUGGAGCUGGUUGAGGUAGCUUUGGGGCUGGUGAAGACUAAGUGACCGCACUCCUUAUUUCCCUUCGGCCUAGAGCAGAUACAGCAGCCUGUCAGAGGUCUGAUCCCGGCCUGGCUGACCCGCUAACCCACUGACUCAGCCCGCUGACGCUCAGCAACAACACUGGCUUACAAGUCACUUGGCACCAAAACACAUGUACAACAAAUUCUCAUCUGUCCAGCCACCGACAGGAAUUCCAUGACAUUAAAAGUAAUCGGUGGUCAUUUGCUCGCUACAUCAGCACUUCAUGAAAGCCAGAGAACAAUAUGGAUCAGAAGUGAAACAGAGAAAGAAAAACAGGUUUUAGGAUGUUGGUUGUGCUUAAAUCAUCUUUAAAGCCUGUGUCUGUACAAUAAAACAAAUUGCAUAGGAAUCAUUGAGGGUGCAACACAAAAAGACUGAAUUUUUUCUGAUAAAAUUGUUUGUUGUGGCAAAUAAAUGUUCUUUCUUACCAUUUUUACACUCUUUGAAUUUAUAAUGUAUGUUGGAGAGGUUUUUAAUUAUUUAGAAAUGGUGAAAAAAUGACUUAAUGUCUCUUUAUUUAAGGAUUAUAUUCUGGUGUUUUACUGCACAAUAUCUUAAUAUGAUAUUGAAUCAUUGUGUGAACUGAGCUCCUCAUGUUUGUGUUUUGUCUGCUCCACAGGGCUCCAGAGAUUAUUUUGGGAUUGCCGUUUUGUGAAGCCAUAGACAUGUGGUCCCUGGGCUGUGUGAUAGCUGAACUUUUCCUGGGCUGGCCCCUCUACCCCGGGGCCCUAGAGUACGACCAGGUAAACAACCAUCCUCUCACCAGUUCUUUUUUUUUUUUUGACGUCUUUGGUUUAUGGUGCGCUGUCUUCUGGAAGUUUCCUCUACCCUUAGCCUCCUACUAUCCUCUCCUUUUGGCUCUACAUACAACAUUUCCCAAUAUCUCCUGCUUGUACUUUCAACUUCCAUGACUCAGUCUGUCCUCACCACAUGAGAACGGUUUUCAUCUCAGGCUCUAUUUUUUAGUGGGCUUUCCCUCCAUUUAUAAGUGUUACCCUCUCCACAGCCUUUUCCUACAUACGUCAGCCACGUAUUCACCCAGCACACACACACACACACACUUAUAGCUGCACACAGCCUAUGUGGCUGUCUGGGCAGCAUUACACCCUCAGUUUCCACCAAACCAGUUAUUUUCCUGCUCUUCUCUCUGUCCUUCUCUGCAACUCUCUUUUUUUUCCCCAUCUUUUUCCUUCAUCCUCUUCGUUUUCCAAUCAUGGCAAACGAGUGGGUUCCCUUGUUUUUGUUUUCGAGUUAGCAUUCAAUCCAGCUUUCUAUUACAAGCUUGCCUUCGGGGUACUGACUCAGAUGAGGCUCCCACUGUUGAAGUUUGCAGAAUAUGUGAUCUGCGGCCACUUUAGUCUGAAUCUCUCAAAACGAAGGAUUGCAAAGAUAAAGUUCAGAGGAGAAAGCGACAAAGCCGUAAAGAGGCAGACAGGGACACUCAGCAGCAGCAGCAGAGUUCAGGACAGAUGGUUUGGAGCGAGGACAACAAUACAACAUUUUCACAGUGUGCACCAUCGUGAAAAAAAAAGUUAUUUUAAUCCUAGUGAGAUCCAUGCCUAAUGCCGUCUUCAGGGUGCUGCUGGAAUUGUCUGCAUGAGUACAGAGGAGGAGGAACUUCUGAAGUUUGGAGAUGCAGAACUUUUCUGCAUAAUUAGGCAGGGAGAGAUAGGCAGUGAUGGAUUGUUUGAAUGAAGAAAGAGACGGAGGACUCCAGGGACUCACAGUAACAAAUUAGUGCUGUAUUUACUGCUUCCUUGGUGAUGUACCCACCCUGAGGAUACUAUCAGCUGCUGCGUGUGACAGCAGAAUGGCAUCUUUUUGUGAUUGAUGCUUUGUCUAUUUGGAGCCGUCGGAUGCCUGCCCUUCCCAGUGGAGCCCUCACAGUGUCUUCCCAGGACCAGACUGAUCUGGGCUUACGUUGAGCUGCUUUCCCAAACCCCGGAGCCCUGUCUACUCAGCGCCUGCCAACAACCAGAUCAUGCUCCGUCCAAUGCAGCACCCUACAUUACAGCUCUCAGCCCCUCCACACAUCGCACUCAUACCAGAGUAUUUUUAUAGCCCGGCUUCAUUUUUCACUCUACCCCAAAACCGAGACAGGAGAGAUAACUCAACACCUCCGAAAGAGAUUUGACUUGAGCGCUGCACCACCACCACCACCACUCCGAAUAUGAUGAAUCUGUUUUUGCAGGGACCAGUCGGCAUGUCGCAGGGCUGAUUUAGAGAUAUGUGGGGGCAGGCUCCUCGAUUUAGGAAGGGCCUACUUGGAGCUGAUAGGGUGACAAGGGUGGGUGGGAUAUCGUUGGCAUAGAAAGAGAGUGAGAGACAAUGCAGUGAGACACGUGAUAACGGGUGAGAGAGAGAGAGAGAACCUGUGGAGUGUAACAGAAAGAGAUCAGAACCUUACUGUAUGUAAAUGGGGGUUAAACACCUGCAAGAGUUAAUCGCUUUAGAUUGCUUCUUGUUGGAUCUUGUGCCCCUCAUGUUACCAUCUAUUAUUGUCUGCUGAAAUACCUGCCGUGAAUUUUGAGCUCUGGAUGUUCCCGGGGAUGACUGAAUUCCACCCGGGACUGUUUUAGCAGAAUGGAUAUGUUGUAAGAGGGAAGCACAAGCCUAUUCUAGUCCCACUGCCUAUGUUUUUUUGUGAUUCGACACCCACCCCACAUAUAAAAACAAGUCUUCCUCUGCCAAGCCUGCCCACUGGCAUGCAGCGCUCUCGGUUUGGUCAUGGAAAUGCCCAAUGAAUGAGAAAAACAGACUGUAGGAGCAGGGGACUGAUUAAAUAUUUUUAUUGUGUUCCUUCUCCUCUCUGGAGGCUUUAAUCUGGUAAUAAAUCCUCCAGCUAGACAUACACACAUAAUUAAACUUCUUCAAACAAAUGGGUUUUUAUUUGGAUGCCUGUUUGGCCGAGUGGCUCAACUCACAUGCGGCAUGUGCAGAGGCCGUAGUCCUCGGGGUGAGCGGCACAGGUUCACUUCUAACCUGCAGCCCUUUGCCCCAUGGCAGCCCCCACUGUCCUCUUCUCUCUGAAUUAGAGCACUAAAACCCAAAAGGUAAACUAAAAAGAAGGUUUGUAUUAUUUUGAGGUCAUUUGAGAGCUUUAAGAACAGGAACUUUAAACUUUUACUCUGUCACAGCCACUCAAAGCUCCGCCGAUGACAAAGAGACAUGUUGUGUAUUUUGUCAUCCAGCAGAAGGGAACCAUUAUAUUAACUCCAUUCAAGGACAUUCGAUGAAGAUGAUCCCAGCCGUCACUGUUCGAUAUGACUGCUUGUGUAUUGAAGGAAACCUUUACCAUGCAGGUUUCCAAACUUGACGUGUAAUGGUUUUGAGAGGUUGAACUUAAAUGGGCCUUCCUCGGGCUCCCGGUCCCGUACUUUGAUUGACCAGAGCUUGAAAAUGGAGAGCUUGUAAAUUUUUAUCACCUAAAAUAAAUAGCCAACUGACUGUAUGUCAGUAAACAGCCAGGCAGCUGACUGCUGGUGUGAGGUGUCAUCCAGGGGCCACACGGUGGUCUCGCUGUGGCUGACCAAGCUUCUACCACCCCCUUCGCCCCCCUUUUCUUCUUCUUAUCUUUCUGCAGGGGGUCUUUUUCCACGCCACCAAGCAGGUUGUAUUUAUAACUCUGGCUCCUCCUCCUCCUCCUCCUCGUUUGCUCCCCCUGUUGCUCUCUUUUUACCUUACCUCAUCCCCCGUCACACCACCUUUUUGACUUCACCAGCGCAGCAGUAGGCUGCUCACGUUUUUCACAUUUCAGCGUGUGUAUCAUGAUGAUCGGCUAAAAUAGACCCUGCUGCUGUAAUGUCUGCUAUUACUCCCUUCCCCCUACUUGAGUUUUAUCUUUCUUUAUGUCCUUUUUUACGCUCUCUGUUUCUUGCUUUCUCGGGAGCUAUUCAAGUGGUGCAACCAAGAGGGGGUCAGUACACAUCACUGCACAGAGCAAAGUUUUUCAUAACUGUUUUUUUUUUUUUUAAACCCAGCUGGCAACACAGGGGAUCUGCUAGAAUAAGAGGAUGUAGUCAGGGUCAGCGGAGGCAUAAAGGAUUUGGGUUAGAAAUGCGAGGUCAAAGUGUGAAAUUUCCUGUUUGUAAGUUGGAACAAACUGUACCCAAACGUCAACAACCCUAGAAGAGACUCUUUGUACACUUGGCCGGUUGAAGGGUGUGGGUAUCUCAUGCUAGGCUCAGAUGAACUUUUAUGUAUUGCAGCGAGGCAUAUCAUUCAAAUGCAUUUUUUAUAGCGUGCAUUGUUAUCUGGACAGCCAUAAAAUGAAGGGUGCCUGCCUGUGCUUCCUGUCUGCUCCGCAGCAGGCCCAGGCUCGCUUGAUAGUUGUUUUGCGUGCGCGCUAGCUCAGCACCAGUGAUCUCACUGGUUUGUGAGAUCUCUGCAGAGACACGCCUUCCAGGAAAAAUAAGGGUUUUCCCGUCACAAGAAUUUUCCCACCCACACACACUGACUGAGUUAUGAUUUUUUUUGUAUCUUCUGUUGCUGUUUACAUAAUGUUGCUAAACUACAACACAGCUAAAGUUAAGCCAAAAAAGCAGGGGAUUUUUUUUGUCAGAGCACUUCCAGAGUAUUUUUUUUUGGGGCAGAUUUUUUUAAACCUGUGAUGUGAAAGACAGAAAGUGAAAAAAGGAAGAGACAUUUAGUUUGAAGGAACUCUCCUGCCGGGAAAGAGUUAAUUUGAAAAGGAGAAAUGGACAGAAAGAAGUUUUUGUUUUAUGAUGUUUGGCUGCCUGCGUGCUUUGAUUUAAACGAGAAGGGGAUCUCCACCGUACCACCUAAAUCUCCGGGCAGAUGAGAUUUCACUCACCAUGCAUACUGUCAGAAACCCAAUAAAUACAUAGCUUUAUCAUAACCUCAAUUAUAGCCAACUAACAGAGUUAUAGGUCCCACCCACCCACAUGGACACGUAUCAGUGUUUGCAUCUCAGUGAGGGGGACAGAUAAAAUCACACCGGCCAAAGAGAGCAGCACGAAGAUCAACACGAGUGCAGCUUCCAGUAAAAACAUUUUCAGCUCACUUCAUUAUUUUCAUGCAAAGUGUCUCAUACAGCGCACUGGCGAACUGACUCAUUGACGUUUCGCAGCCUGUUGUCUUUGUAUUCGCAGGUUGCGCUUGUGCCAAAAUGAGAAAAAAAUACCAGCUGACAAGUGAGCUGACGUGUUGAAUCAGAUGUAAGAAAAUAGUUGACAGCCCUGUGCCAAUAAUUCUCACAUCAACACUCUCAUUGACAUCUUGAUAUCUGGAGUUAAAAUUGCAACCACAACAACACUUACCUUUUGGUAACAUGAGCUGGACUUUACUCUGUUUUUAAAGAUUUUUUUUUUUCUCCCCUCUAACACAAUUAGAUGAUAUCAGUUGGGUCAGCUUUUGGAUUCUUCCCAUCCACAAUAUUUAGUGUCUUCUUGGACUCGGGGUUGUUUUUCUCAGAGGAAAAGGGAGAGGCUAAAAACGCCAAAUUCCUCAAACAGGAACUCUUUAUUUCUCUCUUGAAAGUAAGACGCUAUUCUCUGCAGCUCGCAGGGCAAACAGUACACUGUGUUAAGCAAACUUUUGCCUUCAAGGGAGGAUUUGACUAUAGAGUCUGCAUGUUAAUCUGUUAUCUCCUGUAUUUAAACAUGUGCAACGACUCGGUCUUGAUCCUCUCUCUGUUCUCCGGAUGUGUGAGUCCUCUCUCUUGCUCCUUAGCAGCGCUGAAUCUCUAAUGGCUGUUGUCCUUUACACUCAAGCGUGAUUGACGUCAGCCAGGCUCUCUCACUGGUCUCCUCUCAUAAACCUGUACGUGACACUCUUGCCCCACAGCCAUCUGACUGACGAGCAUCAUUACCCGGCAAAGCGUCUGGCGUGGAGACCACAGGAACCUUAUUAUCCCAGUUUACAUGAAAAGACUCCGACUGGUUUCAGAGAUCAUAAACACACGCUGCUCGCAGUACAGGCGCUUAUUUGGCUUUAGCCAUUUCUCAGGAAUGUGCCAUCUUCAAGGCCUCUGCAGCUGUACCCUCUAUGUACAGUUCCACGCACACAGAGUGAAACCAUGAAGGACUCUGUAGAGUGAUUCACAGUCACUCUGAAUGGCUGUACUUAAAAAAAAGAGUGCCUCUAUAAGAACCUGGUGAUGUGUUGAUUUUAGAGAGCGCAGAAGGAGAAAAAGACCCGGAGUAGUGAAAAAGCUCCUUGUCACCAGUGACUCGCUCAUAUUAUCGUAUUUUUCAUUUCUGUUUUCCUUUUCCUCCCAACAGAUUCGCUACAUUUCUCAGACACAGGGUUUGCCAGGAGAACAUUUGCUGAACGCGGGGACAAAGACAGCACGGUUCUUUUGCAAAGAGUCCGACUCACCUUAUGCAUCAUGGAGACUAAAGGUGAGUUUUUGCACGCAUGAAAACGAAGGCAGAUUAGGUCAUUACCAGUCAAAACAACUAACCCUCUCCUGCAGUCGUGCGUCACUAAAAGCAAACCGCAAAAGUCAGUGGUCAGCCGUAGCUCAAAGAGCAAAUAUUUUCAUCCUCCCUCUGGGCAAACAAAGACCGCUCUUCCUGAUAAGUAGAAAUGAUAGCUUUCCCCGAAUAAACUAAACAGGGAGGCUCACUGUUAAAUUCCAUCAAAAGAGGAAAAACUAAGAAAAUCUUUAUAGUUUGUCAUUCAUUCCCUCACUCACUCACUCUGAACUUACACAGGUCUCUAAUGUUGUCAUAAACAAAUCUGAGGUUGUUACAGGAUAUUGUUCUUUCAGUUCCCCUGGUUUUACCACCACACCUGUUUAUAGAAACAUUCAGUAUUACAUUAAUAUUCAAACGAGCACGCGAGCUGACAUCACUGCUAAUCUUUUUUUUUUGUUUGUUUUCUUCUGCAGUCAACCGAUGAGCAUGAGACAGAGACGGGGAUGAAAUCUAAGGAAGCCAGGAAGUACAUCUUCAGCUGUUUGGAUGACAUAGCGCACGUACGUUCAGCUGUUUGGACCACAGUGUACAGACAAGCCUUCAGAGGAAGUUUCACAUCAAAUGUUUCGGGGCUGUAGGCCACUAGGUCUUAAAGAGGAAGUGCACCUACAAUUGUAUGUACAAAGCAGAGCAGGCGUAUCCCACUGCAGGGGAAGAAAAGGUCACAUUUAAGCUGAACUCCCCCCUGCAGUAAAAUGCUACACACAAAUUAAGAAAAUGAAGGCUCAGGUUUCACUCGCAGUUCUCUGUAGAAAUAGACCAGAGGUGGAAAUUCCCCAACCCAUGUGCUAACCCAGGUCUGUACUUUUGUAUGGCAGAGGAGAUUCUUAUGAAUUUAGGCUUAUGGUGAAUCAUUUGUUAUUCCAAAGAACCAGUUUCAUGAUGAAAACAACUAAUACAGAUAUCAUUGUAAUGUGUCUGUUUUUCUUCCUCGUCAUUAUUGAUGGGGAUGUUUUGACUCGUUUUAACUGUGAAAUGUUUUUAAUCCAGGUGAACUUGGUGAUGAAUCUGGAAGGUAGCGACUUGCUAGUGGAAAAGGCUGACCGCAGAGAGUUUGUGGGCCUGCUGAAGAAAAUGCUGUUGAUUGAUGCAGAAGAGAGGAUCGCUCCUGCUGAAGCUCUCAGCCACCCCUUUGUGACAAUGCAGCACCUGCUUGACUUCCCCCAUAGCAACCAGUGAGUCUUUUCGGCCCUCAGGUUUUCAAGCAUGUGCUCAUUUUGACUGUCCUACAUCACCUGAAUGUCACUCCUCUGUGUCUUUAGUGUGAAGUCAUGCUUCCACAUCAUGGAUGUCUGCUGGACUCGUCCCAGUGCAUACGAGGCGGCCAACAGAAACAAAGGUCCCUUCGUCAGACCUGUCUCCACAACUGCUGCUGCCUCUGUCAACCAUCCAUUCAGCAAGAUGACCGGCGUCCAUGCUCAAGUAAGUUCUUCUCAGGGUUUUCUCAAAAAUGCACAAAAAACAGACUACAAUAAAAAACAAAUUGAAUGAAUGUUGCUCUGGAAUUAUAGGUGAACUCCUUGGCCAAAUGUCCUAAAAAAAUUUCAGAAGAAAAGGGUGCAGGAAGCUGACAAGAGUGUAAAUACUAGAAGAUAGUGGAAUUGUGUCAACCCAACACAAAAAUUCCAUUGUUUCUCAAGUAGAAGCUAAAGGAAUGCUGCAAUCUGCACAAACCUGAUGCUUUUUCCUGCUCUAUUUAAACUGAAGCACUGAAAAAUAACAAGCUGUAUCUACGUCAUAACCUAUCGCUAAAAACCAUUUCUCAUGUACUUUGUUGCAUGCUGAUUUUCAAAUACUCAAAUAGGAAACCCAUAAUUAUGUUUUUGAGUGUUUUUUACAUUGACAAAAAGGCAAAUUGUUACACAGUGACAGACUUAUCACAGCUACACGUGAAUCCAAAGACUUGAACAUUCUGAAACAAAGAGGCCGACCAACCAAUCUGUUUGGUGUAUUUAUUAUUUUCAUGGUUUACCUGCUCUGUUUUCUGAGUUUGAAAUAGAAAAUUACUCUAAUCUUUGCGAUGGCAUAAUCACAGCCAGUAAAGGUUAACACAUUCACUCUGUUGUUCUGUAAUAUCUGCUUCUUUGAGGACUCAUCAUGUAGACAAUUUCCCCACAGUUAUUGCUUCCGUGUUUCUGUCUUAUUGCGUCUUGGCCUGGCUGUCAUGGCAACAAAAUAACGUCAUACGUCUGAGGUCAUGGCAACAGUGCAAAUCAGUGUUGUUGCCGAGGAAAAACGGAGCUGACCCUUUUUUUUAAACGGAUCUUUAUAAUGCAAAAAAAUGCCCAAGUCAAUAGAAAAGGUGCUAUACUGAGGGUGAAUAUAUGAAACGAUGAUCCAAUGAGAUGCAUUAUAUUUAGUUCAGCAUAAUAAGGACUACUGAUGUGUCAUCAUUACAGAUAUAAAGACAGGAUGAGAGGCUUACGUCCCCUAUUCAGAUUAAAAUCAGGUUUAAGAAUACCUGGCCACAUUUCUUGAACAAGAAAGCAACGACUUCAAUUUAAUUUUCUGUUUCCAAGGAGCAGUGCAGCACGGAGUGGAAAAUUCUCACUGGUGAAACUUUAACAGAAAAAUGUGGUGGCUUUUUUAGUAUUAUCCUGUGAAAGGCUGCUUUGUGUUUACUAUCAUGUGUGUGGGGGCUGGGCAACAUGCAGGAGCCGCGGCAGAACAAUAUAAGCCUAGUUCUCCUUAUUCAAUAAAUGUGAUUAUAGCCAGGCACGAGAGCAGCGUGAGUGUUUGGAAGCAGAGGCACAUGCUCGACUGUUCUUUGUUUAUCUCAAGCCUAUCGCAAAGACUAAGUUCAACAGUUUCCAACAGCAUUUUAGCUCGUUUGUCAGCUGUCAGCCCUGGGUGCGUAAUCAGUUUACGAGCAUGUUCUCAUGUAAGAGGGACCAGUCAUUUGCAAUAUCACCACGGCAAGAGCUGCAUUUUCCCUGGUGAAAAGACAGAUUCUGUGCAGUUUUUUUUUUCAAGCAUAAUAACUCUUUACUAUCAAACUGAUCCCUUAUUUUUGAGUAGGUACUCUGAUGUUUUUCCAAAAGAAAUUCCAGCAUCCUGUCCAAGCUACCACAGAUUGAAUCUAACGUUAUCCGUUAUAUAGAAUAACUUGCCUGAUAAUCUGUGAGUUCAGGUUUUAAAUUCUGUUAGGCUUGAAAAUGGGCCUCUUUUGACAGAGAUGUUGCCAUCUACUGGCUCUUUGAUGCUACUGUUGAUCAUUCAAACCCCCUAGAAAAGUCCAGUCACUUCCCUUUCUUCUCUUCCUUUUGUUUUUCUAGGGCUUAGCUCCAUCGGCCCCAUCCGUGAUGCACCCCGGGAUACCACUGCAGACAGGAAGUGGUCAGUAUGGAUGCAGUGAUUCAUUUCAGCAGGCUCUCAUUUUGUGUCCCCCCACCCUUCAAGGUAGGUUGAGUAAAUCCAUGUUUCCUUUAUUAAAAGUUAUUCAUUUGCUCGGACUUAGUCCUCUUAAAAUCUUAUUGUUUUGGUAUUUCUGACCCUGCAGGCAUCCCAACCAACACAGCGAAACCAGCUGGCUACUCAGUUCGGAUGGAGGCCUCUGUGCCUCUGGUCACUCAAGCCCCACCCAUUCAACCCAUACAAAUCAGACCUGGAGUUAUCACACAGGUAAGUGGGUGGAAAGUGAAAAGUACAAGUCACAUCAACAGUUGGUAUUUUUGUGGAAGUGUGGGAGUGAAUGUUUAAGACGUCAAUCUUUGAUCUGAGGCUAACGAAAGAGUCAUGGGAGCAUAAUGACCACAUGCAACUGAUCCGUUCAUCUAAAACAGGCCUGGUCCAACCGUGCACAGCAGAUUCUGGUGCCCACUUGGCAGCAGGUGACAUCAGUGCCCCCACCACCACCAACCACUUUGGCAUCUGACACUGUGGCAGGCUCACAGAGAUUGGGUGACUGGGGGUAAGCAAUUUGUUUGUCUGAAUCAGGAUUAGAGUCAAAAUGUGUUUAGCACUGUGUGGGUCUACACAUCAAAAUAACUUGUCUGUACUGGUGCAACACAGCAAAUAAUGAAACACACAGCAGUGCUGCUACUAUUGUAAACCUGACUAAAAGAGAAUAUUCAAACAUAAAUAUUAAAUAGAAUAUUAAUGAUAUUGAUAUUUUACAGUCUAAUCAAAGAAGGGGACACAUCAGAAAUGUGGAAAACUUUACUUUAAAUAUAGUCUUAGUCAAUGAGUCGACUUUGUAGUGUACAGGGGUAUUAUACUUAUGUAACAUAAUAAAUUGCAUUAGAAUUAUCCAUGUAGAAACAGUGUAAUAAUGUAACAGUUACAUUCAGAGAGAGUCAUAUAGUAUUUUUUAUGAUACUUCAUGCACAGCUCUCCUGAUGUGUUCCUCAAAAUUCCAGUAAAUUAAAUCAUAUGAAGCAUUUUUAUUGGUGCUUGAUUACCUCCAGUUGCUAUGUACACUCUUGAGAAUGUCUGCGGCGCUCUAAUUCAGCACGCCGGCUCCCCUGAAUGUUAAUGAUCGAUGAGUCAUACAUGUCCUUUGCGACCGUUGACUGAGAGCAUUUUGUCAGUAAUGGUGCUAAAGGCUUUUGGCUCAGUUUGCGAUGUUCUGUUUUCUCAAUGCAGGAAAGUGCGUCCCCAUGGUAACCAUUACAGCUCCAUGAUUGCACACCCUCAGCCAUUCUUAACCAACCAAAUGACCAUGUCCGCCCACCAGCCAAUCAACAUCGGCAUUGCACAUGUGGUGUGGCCACAGCCGGCUGCCAACAAGAGAGCUAAGCCUUGUGUGAACAGGUAUGACACUUGAGUUUACCUCUUUGCGAGUAAGUCUCAUGAACGUUUACAAAAAAGGGUCCAGCUUUUCUAAAAGUGUGUUUUCCGACAGGGGCAGCAACUUCUCCCAAAACACAAACAUCCAAAACAUAGCAUGCCAGUCCCCAAAGAUGGCCGAUACAGCAAAGAAUGUGGAGGAGGUCGAGGAGGAGGCAGCCAGAUGCCCAGAAGAGGGGCAAACUGCUGGGAAGGAGCAAAGAACAGAGCAGGUGGAGGAAGAGGCGAAUUGCUGUAAAGUGGCACCAGUGUGUGAAGAGCUUUCAGUUUCGCAGGAGCAGCGGCAGGGCAUGGUGAUCGCUGAUCUAACCAGCCCGACUGUGAGUGUCAUCAGUAUCAGCAGCGACGAAGAGGAGGGCGCACAAAGACACUCGAUGCGGGAGUGAGUACUGACCAUCCGCUUUCUUUUGAGAUUUUUAAUCGCCUCUUCAAAAGUCUCACUUUAUUGAUCUCUUUGCAAACAGGUGUAAGGGAAGUGCAGAUUGUGAGGCGUGUCAGAGCACUGUCAGUAUGGAGAGGGUCUGCUCCCUCAGCAGUCCAGACAGCACGCUUAGCACCAGCUCCUCAGCUUCUGCCCAGUCCAGCACCUCACCCUGCAAACACCCAAACAGGUACAAUCAAUGCAAAACAAAAAAGAAGAAGAAAAAGCUUCCACAGCCAUUUCGCUCGAUGCGACACUAAUUGGCACACAGCAGCGAUUGUAACUUCCUUCCUCAUUUGUUUUCCCUCUCGCAGUAUGUCGGACGACGAACAAGAGAGCGGUUGUGACACAGUGGACAGCUCGCCCGCCUCAGACGCCUCUGGCCCUAGCAACAGUCCUUUCACAGAGAGACGCUUCAUCCCUGACACCAACCAGAACUGCGAGCCCCGUGUGGCGUGCGUUGCCCCGGAGACCGAGCCCAGCAAGCCAACAGUUCGUACCGUUGUGGUGCCUCCAAUGAGGGUGCAGAACAACAACAACAACAACCCCGCUGUCGGUGAAACACCUGGCAACACAGGUAAAACCAGACAGAUGGCACAGUGCUCUUACAGAUGCAUUUAGUGGAUCGGAAUAAUGAUAUAAGUGUGAAAACUGUACAAAGAGAGGAGAGUUAGACCAAGGUUCUCUCCGUUUCUGUAUAUCUGAUGGUGUUAUCCCCUCUUGAAGACCAGCUGAGUAGGUCAAGUUAGCUCAAAGGUCCAGUCACACUGCUGCUGUCUGCUCCACAGGUCACAUGGCCUGGGAUUAUGCCGUCUUUGUAGGCCACAGAGGUUCUCACAGGUGAUUAUGGGUGACCUACCCUGACGUAUCCGCUCUGCUGUCUAGAGUGGAUAUUUGUUUGCUGUCAACACUCCUCGCUCUGACUCUCAGAGCCCCUCUGUCUGUGUGAAUUUCUCCAAGUUGCAUAUGCAUGCGUAAUUGCCCUGAAAUCUUCAAUAUCCUGAGUAAACCCUUUUAAAAAACACCAGCCAGAGAACAUGGACACAUUAUCUGGCGGUUAUAAUCAAUUUGGUGUAGGAUGAAUGUUUCUUUCAGGUGCCCAUGUGGAGUUACGCAUGCUAUAUGUAGGUUUUAAAACAGCUGUGCUCAUGGGACACACUGUCUCUUUCAGCGACAGAGUUCAUGUGUGACUUAGAUCUUUAAAGGUCUUUUAAAGUGGAGGGUUCAGCUGUAAAUCCACAGUCACAUCGCCUCACAUGUCAAAGGCAUCUCUCUCCACAACCCUCAAACUAUUGCAACUUAAGCCCAACAUAAAAGGGCACAGCUUGCUAUUCUAGUGCCACCAGGUGUAUUUAUAGCCGAUGGUCUGACCCCACUAUAAGAUCUAUGAACAAGCUUGGUUACCAACUCCUCCCAGAUCCCCCAAACACAUCUAUUUAUAAUCACCUAGAUCAAAUUCAGAGGACAGAUGCCACUAUGUUUAAAGGUUUGGGACUGAUCAAACACUAAUAAGAUCCCUGAUAAGCCGUCAGAGCCUCCUGUCACUGAUCGUCACUGAAGAGGCUGUUUCUGUUGUUGAAGUUGAAUCGAAUCUUUGGUUGCAUCUCUUUUUGCCUCUUAUUUACAUUCUGGUUUUGAUAGCAAGACACAGCAUGAACCGGGGCAACUUAUUUCCCUAUAAUCUCUCCCUCCCUCUCUCUCUCUCUCUCUCUCUCUCUCUCUCUCUCUCUCUCUUUCUCUGUCCCACCCUCUUUAUAUGACUUCCUUCAUCAGUCAUAGAGUCUGCAUGCCAGUCCAAAGGGCGAGGCAUCCCUGGGCGACAACACCACCACUCCACUCCCCUCCUCAACAGGCCGCAGAAGAUCCCCCCUGCAUUCCAGCCUCAACAACAGCAGCCUAUAGGCUUUGGGCAGGUGAGAACAUGCUGUCAUAUACAUGCGUUACACAAUCACAAGCAGAUAUAAACAGAGCAUGUAAAUAUGCAAAAUUUUAUAUAACAAGGCCUCCAGCACUAGCUGGCUAUAAAAGCGCUAGUAAAACCAGAGACGUUAUUGAAGAUGGCAGAAUACAUUUAAGUUCAAAAGAAGACAAAACUUCAAGCUUGGGUGUAAUCACCAGCAGAAUAUCCUGCUUUUGUCCCUCUGAAAACAGUUUGAAGUGCUUGCCAACAGGAAGUCACUCUAUCUUUUAAAAUUGUCAUGUAAAUAAGCCGAGACGGUGGAAUAUUGUGGCUGGAAGUCAAAUUUCCAGGGUGACUAAUGUGGUUGUGACUACACUGUGUGCAUUAAGUUGAUAAAAAGCACAACUUCUGAAGUGCGGCAGCGGAGUGCACACUGCAUACAGUAAAUAGAGUCUAAUUUUUCUGCCACAGUCGCUUUUGUUGCCGACAGAUCUAUCAGCCCUGCUCAAAAUGACUUGCAGCUGGUGGAUGAACAUUUCUCAUUGUGACUGCAGUGAGGGCAUUUACUUUGAUAAUGCUUACUUAAUGCACUUUGCGGGAGAGAAAGAGAGUGAGUGAUAUUGAAAUGUUCUGCACACAAAUUAAGAUGAAAGAAACAAGAGUUCAGGAGUAGAAACGGUGUCACUUAAAGGUUCCUGUGCUAAAUGCUGAGUGUGAAGACGUUAUUCCUCUCUCGUUCAGGUGCAGCAUUUCGGUUCCUGCCAUCAGGAAUGGAACGGCAACUUCGCCCACCGGAGACCACAAGCCUAUAUUCCUCCCACCAUGCAUGGCCACACAUUCGCCCUGUCCCACAGCAGCCCAAACCACACCGCAGGCCCCCACCCCCACCUUGGGGGCCACCCACACUCCCAGGCCACCUUACUGUCAUACCCCCCGUCUGGUCCCCUGGUCACGGCAGCACCCGUGGCCCACCUCCUGGCUUCCCCCGUCGCCUCCCGCCCCGUCCUCCAGCCCACCUACAACAUCUCCCACCCGGCAGGCAUCGUGCAUCAGGUCACGGUGGGCAUCAACCCCCGGCUGCUGCCGUCUCCCACCCUGCACCCCCAGGGCCAAUUCAAGCCCCUCUUUCCCCCGCACUCCUACAUCGCCUCGCCAGCCUACGCCAGUUUCCCUCUCAGCCCUACCAAAAUAAACCAGUACCCUUACAUUUGAGCACGGCUGCCCGGGUCCCCUUCAUACCACCUGAGGGCUAAAUGAGCAGGGCGAGAUGUAUCUAACCACAAACAACAUGGUUUUCAUUUCCAAAACCAUGGCACAACCACAGAGAAAGCAAGCUAUUUUUUGAAUCAUGUAGACUUGGGUGUAAUUGAACUUCAAGCUUUAAAAAAAGAAAAAAGUUCCAAUGGUGGAGAUGAUUUGGGUAUAAAUUGAGAAGGAAAUAAUGUAUGAGUGAUUGAAUGAAAGAAUGAAUGAGUAGUUAAACUCACACUUAAUGUGUUUUGCACAUUUGAUAUAUCUUUGCAUUGGAUCUUCUACGAAUACUCCUCAAAACAGGUAAAUAAUUGGGGUGGUGUUGAAUAGUUAGACUUUGCACCCCGGUCCCAGCUAUUUUUCUAUAUUGCCUUCUUACGUGUGCAAGACACAUCCAUAUUUGUAAAGCCAUCCCAGUCUCUAGCUCUAGAUUGACAGAUGCACACGUUGUCCACAGUGUAUGUUGUACUGCGUUUGAAGUAUUUGUACCUUUUCGGUGUCUUUUGGUGUUAGCAAUGUCAAGUCAAUUAACCGAAUUUAAAUAGGGUUGUUCCUCACGCUGCAUGUGGUCUUGCAUGAGCAAAAAAUGUAAACAGAAAGAUGCAUAGACGUUGCUCUUAUUGUUCGUGUCACAAGACUCGCUGCAUUGUAUAACUGUCCCCAGCCAUAGUGCCUUACAUAUUUGAGGUUGUUAAUGUUACUACUUAUAUAUGACUAUAUACAUGAAUAUUAAUGUACUGGACUGCAGCACUUGAAAUUCCAAUCAGUUGAUGCAUCCUAUGUGUGAGUAUAUAUAUGCACAUGUGUAUAUGUCCAUGCAUAGCCUGCAUUGAUGUGAUGUAUCGCGGAUAGCGGUGCUUAUAUUUUGGAGUCGGUGUAAAUUUCAGUGUGUAGUGAGUUACUUUUCUGUUCUUUUAAAGAAGAACAGCAUGCUUUGCUGUUGCGAAUGCUUACUGUUUCAUGAAAUACGUUUUUGUUUCUUUUUCUUUUUUUUUUUCCCUUCUCUGUUCUCCCUCUCCCCGAAUGACUAGUGUACAAAGUGCAAGUACUGAGUAUUGCUUAAUAUUUGAUAAUCACUUUCUAUUUAGUGAAACUCUUAUUACAAACAGCAUUUUUACUGUUUGAUGAAACUGCAAUACAAUCUAAAUAGUCGAUUAUUUUUUUUUCUUUUUCGUCUUCGUAUUUUUCAUUUUUUGAGUGUUUUCACUUUGUUUCUUAGAUGUUUAGAAGUGUGGUGGGCAUGGCUUUGAUUAGGUAAGGAAAAAAUGCAAAUUAAUUCACGGUAUGGAAACUUCUAAGCCUGAGCAAACCAUGCAGUAUUUGAUAUACACACAUAUAUGGACAUAUAUUAUAGAGCUAGACUAUUUAGUACAGAUGCUUGAUAAGGUGUGAGUUAAUUGUGUGCAAUUCUCUCAUUUAUGCAUGUGUGACAAAGUUAACUUUUUCCCUUUACAUUAUACCAUUUGUUAAAGGCUUAAGGCUUAUCGGUGUCGACUGCUUAUUUUAUACAUUCCGUCAGGGAGGAUAUAUACAUAUAUAUAUAUAUGAUGGUAGCACCACUCAUUAUAUAUAUAUGUAGAUAUGUCGUGUGUGCAUUUUUUCUGUUCAUUUUACUAGUUAUGUGUGUAAUUUUUUCGUCUUUUAUUUUCAAAUGAAGUUGCUUGUGCAGCACCAAAGACUGUAAUUCAUUUCCUGAGCAAGGUAGCUAUUCUGUUUGCAUAGACCUCAGUUAUACUGUAGUCGUAGAAUGGGGUUAAUUAAAACGAAUAAAAAAAAAUUUGUAUUUAAAAGAAAAAAAAAAACGGCCGAGGUUUUGUCUAGCUUAUUGGGCAAUUAAUAAGUCGUAUCAUUUCUUCUUGAAUGUAUCAUAGAUAAGCUGCUAUAUGAUGAUUGCCACUUCAAUAGCUGUGAAAUUAGGUGAUUUCUCUGAGUUUAAACCUAGCGUUGCUAUUUUUGUAUAGGUCCCUAAUUAUCUGAAAUAGAAGUGGUUUUGAUUUUUGUGUUUUGCGUUCAUAUUUGGAGUGUCAUUGUAACUACUGUAUUGCUGAUGAUGAACAUUAGUUGCAUUUGUUGUUUCUCGGGGUGUGUGUUUUUGCAUCAGUAUUUUAUCCUUAUUAACCUUUCGGGCUCAUCACUGCAUAUAAAUGAUGUAUCGAUGUAACUUAAUUUUUGUAUGUUUUCAUAUGGACGUUUUGUACACAUCUAAAGCUGUAGCUUGCAGGAUUGAUUUAACUUUUUCAUUGUGUGUAUACAGUAUACUAGCAGUUCUCUUUUAGUGUGUUACAGGAGCACUGUGAGAUGCCAGGACAAAAAAACAAACAAACAAACAAAACAUCCAUCGUGUCGAUUGGAAAGCUUCUGUAAUAGUUCCACCGAUUACACACAAACACGCUCGCCACAAAGCGCUCAUACAGGUAGUUAGGCUUGUAAGGGUUGAGGUGAUAACAGACUGUGUGUCCAAAAAUGACUUAAGCCCAAUGUUUCUGUUCCAAAGUAAUGUUUUACAGCUUGUUUUCAUUGAAAUCGAUUUUAAUUUGAGCUAUUUAUUGCAACCUUUUACCUGUUCAAUGUUAUAUCUGGCUGGAAUAUCCGUUUCACAGUUUGAUACUCUGAACUGCCUUGUGUUCGGAUCGCUCUCCCCUUUAUGAGUGUCUCAUAUCAAGAUGUUUCGUUAGUGCAGAAGUACGGCCAUUGUUAUGUGUUCCUUACUGAAAUUGAGACAGUGUGAGCAGCACUGUGUAUGUGCCUUGAGAUUCAGAAAGUUCGAAUUCAAGAUGGUGAUACCUCACCGCUAAUUCACGGAGGAAGGCAUAGAAUCCAAAAACAGUCCAUUACAGAGUAGAGCAGACAGUUUAUAACAGCCACACAUACAGGAAAACUACAAGAAGACACAUAGUAGGACUCCAUACUCUCCCGUUUGUGAUAACACACCAAUAAAACACACACACACUUUGAAUGAUAUGACACUCUACGAUCUUUGGAUAGUCACUCUGGCUGAACAGCAGAUGCAAUACUUUACAUUGUGCGGUCAUUGCACCACCAAGUGUUCUUAGAUAAUCUCCAUGCUUUACAUAACGUUGCAUGUACACCUAAGUUGCUUCACUGUGUCUUGCCUAGAAGCUGCCUGCUCUGAGCAGCUUUUCCCCCCAUCGUGCAAGUUAAGAAUUAGCGAGAGCAGCCAGAGCACAGACAGAUGACUGGCCUUUUAAAAUCCAAGAGCCCCGCUUUUAAUCCAGGAAACAGUCUAUCUGGAUGUUUACUCUGUGCUCUGGAUGUAAACCGCUCUGUCAAGGAGAUUAUUGUGGUCCGUCAUGGGUGCAAUACUCCACAUUUAAACACUGACGUGGAUAAAUAAGGCUGUAUGUUUUUUAAUAGCUUUUUUCUAUCUGUAACGCUUUUAACUGAUCAUACUCAAGCGUCAUUUUGGGAAAGGAAGCUUAUGACAAAGAGGCAUGCACUUGGCAGAGUAGUGCUUGAAAACAGUUCCCCAAAUAUAAGCAUGUGAAGUGUAAAUCUGUGUUUUGAUUCCUCCAAAGGUAUUCACCAGCAAUGCGCCUGCAUAAACUCUCCCGUACGUGUUAGGAAAAGAAUGGAUGCAAGAGGAGAGAAAUCUUAAACUGUUUUUAAUUUUCCACGUGAUUGACACCUUUGGUUAUGGAUUUGUUUUUUAAUUUGAGGGUUCGUGUAACAUUUAACAGAUAAAACAGUGGUUUGUAAAAUUUCUUCUUUUCAAGUUUUGACUUUGAUAUCAGAGAAAAAAAAAUCCUCUGCUGCGGUAUUAUCCUUUAGAGAUGUUAAUUCAGGGUCUGUAUUAGUCUAAAUGUGCUACUGUGUUGCUCUUUGAUUUGAUUUGAUUUGAUUUGAUUUGAUGAGAUUUGUUCUACUCAAGCUCUUAUUUUCUGGUCAUCUGUAUCAAUUUCAGAGUUAAUUCACACUGCAAGUUAUGGAAUCAUCUGUUUAGAUUGAUCAUUAAUUAGACUUGAUCAUGAAAUCGGAACUGUUACUGUUUUAAUACCUGUAGAUUUUUUGUGGCUUUGUUUUUCUUCCGUUUGUUUUGUUUCUGUUUUAUUUGCUUUUUUAUUUCGUGCUACACUAGUUUGCCAUGUAGCAAUUGCACUGUGCAAUAUUUACAGUAUGAGGACUGGGAAAACUAACUCUAUGGAUGUGAUGUCUAUUUACAGUUUGCGAUAGUGUUUCCUCUCUAGUUCUCAGUGAUUUAGGUGUGACCAAGCCUUCUCUACUUUGUCACAUUAAGCGGGUUUUCCAGGUGACUCUUUUGGUGAGUGUCAAAAUAAGACUUUAUGGUGUAUUAUUGUUAAGAUUCACUUUGAAUUAAAAAAAUCUAUUGGAGCAACUUGA